UUCGAGUUAGCCUUAAAGUAUCUCAGCGCCGAACUUUUAAAGGAGGAUUUACCCGGAAAAGAUCGAAGUUUAACGGUCUUCAUUCUCAGUUUGUGUUAUCUCGCUCAGCCGUGUUUAUCUAGAGGUGAAUCAAAGUCAGAUCAAUGUCUCCGCCUCGCUAUCGUGUAUUCGCCGCACACCUCAGCGCAGACAUGAUGGAUGACAUGGGAGUACUGUCAAAUGUUCUUCCUCGAGGGACCGACAAUUAUUUCUGCUCACAAGCAAGCCACACACACAAACUACACACAAACUACACACUGCCCUUCACUGCUUUUUUUUUUUCUCUCAUGGUAAAGCGUCUCUGGAUCCGUGCCCGGCUGCAUGUUUUGAGACUGUUAAAGAUCGUGACAUGCUGGAAUACCCCUCAAAGGUUCAUGGUGUGAUUACAUGAAUGUCUGUGAGGAUCUUGUUUUAGCAGCGAGAUAUUCAGAUCCAGACUGAACCCUGUUACACACUCACACCACUUCAACACUAAAGGGUCUGAUUGAAGAGGGAUUAAGUCGUCCCAGAGCAAUAAUUAAAAAAUCCAUCCAUCCGUCCCCAGAUGAGACUUUUACCCCCUUAGCCGCCAUCAAACAAACAUCAACAAUCAGAUCACAUAUCUAUACUUCUAUCAACCAAUUUAAUUAUUUAUCCAUCAAUUUAUCCGUCUGUCAUCUAUGCUGUGAAAUCUAUCUAUCUAUCUAUAUAUCUAUCUAUCUAUCUAUCUAUCUAUCUAUCUAUCUAUCUAUCUAUCUAUCUAUCUAUAUAUCUUAGUUCAUCUAUGUAUUCAUUUAUCCAUCCAUCCUUCCUUGUGCUCUUUCUUCAUCCAUCCAUCAAUUGAUCGAUCGAUCCAUCCAGCUCUGUCUUCAUCCAUCCAUCCAUCCAUCUAGGUACUCUUUCUUCAUUCAUCCAUCCAUCCAUCCAUCAAUUGAUCGAUCCAUCCAUCCAUCCAUUUAGGUACUCUUUCUCCAUCCAUCCAUCCAUCCCUUCAUUUGUUGAACAAUCCAUCCAUCCAUCCAUCUAUCCAUCCAUCUAUCCAUUGGACAACAUAUUCUCUUUUAUCCAUCCAUCCAUCCAUCCAUCCAUCCAUCCAUCUAUCCAUCCAUCCAUCCAUCCAUCCAUCAAUUGAUCGAUACAUCCAUCCAUCUAGGUAUUCUUUCUUUAUCCAUCAUCCAUCCAUCCAUCCUUGCAUUGGUCCAAGUACUCUUUCUUCAUCCAUCUAUUCAUCCAUCAAACAAUCAUCCAUCCAUCCAUCCAUCCAUCCAUCCAUCCAUCCAUCCAUCCAUCCAUCUAUGUUUUCUCUAUCCAUCCAUCCAUCCAUCCAUCCAUCCAUCCAUCCAUCCAUCCAUCCAUCCAUCUAGGUACUCUGUAUCUAUCCAUCCAUCCAUCCAUCCAUCCAUCCAUCCAUCUAUCCUUUCAUCCAUCCAUCCAUCCCAAUCAUACCCCGGUGUUGUUUUGUGCCUGUUUCGUUUUCUGUAUCAUCUCUGGUCUUAUAAAAACCUUCUCCAUCAGUGUUGUCAAAUAUGUACGAUGAAGAUGAAGCAGAUGGUCUUCAGUUUUCUUGGAUCACUGGAUGGUGAAAAUAGCCCUCCGGGAAGGAAAAAGGCUUUUUUUAAUUGAUCAAUUUGCUGACAGAUAAAGCAGCAGGGAAGGCCUGGAGCUUCUAUUUUUGCCUCCUGGGCCAGCGGCUGGUUCGAUGGACUGUCAGAUGGCGUGUGAAUGGUGCUUUGAGACGGCGUGGAGAGCUGAGAGUGCACUCAUCGCGGCACCCUUCAACACAAAGAGACAGCUCUCAUGCGGGGAUGCCGGGUGUUGUUAUUGUGCUUGGAGCCUCCCUGACCUUGAAAUCGACGCGCUGAGCUGAUUGCUCACACAAAGUGAUGAAACCUGACUCACUCUGUCAUUCAGCCUCUGACAAGGUGUACAUGGUACCUGAGUAUUUAUGCUGAAUAAAGCUUUGAUAGGCAGACGUAAAUCACAGGAUUGAUUAGUGGAGGCAGUAAAACCUGAAUGCUUACUUUGUGGACCAUCAUAGUGGAAACGUUCCCCCCCGGUGACUGUAAAUAUAAGAAAUACCUCGCAGGAAACACAAAGCAGCCACUUGAGAGAGGCCAUCUUGUUAAUGAAGACGAUCCUGGAGCGUUAAAUCAUCCAGUCAAGUCAUGCGGCUGCAGUGAAGUGAUGUGAUGCUUGAAAAGAGUGUGUGUGUGUUAAUGUGUUUAUACGUGAGUUUCAAAGGGUUGUGAGGUGGUGGUGGGGAGGGUGGAGUCUUCUCGUUGCCACGGAAACAGCCUCAGUUAUGUAACAUCAUAUGGUGCGUGUAAACAAAGCACCCAGCAGUGUGUAAAAAUCUCGCCUCGGAAACAGACAUUUUAAAAGCCUUUAAAAAUAAAACUCCGUAACGACAUGUUAGAUUGAUUCAAUCAAAAACAGCCUAUAUUGAUGAUUUAUUUAUGGAUACGAAUCACUCUGACAACAGGAGACAUUACAGCCUCAUAACUCACCUUUACAGCCGUGAAUGCUACCUCUAAUUGAAGCUCCUGAGUUAUAGUUUGUUGUUAGGGAGGCAGGCAACUGUUUGCGCUCUGCUUCCUGAUCCUGUUAUGGUGUUUAAAUGGAAAUCUGCUCCCUGUGAUAUGUGUAUAAGGCCCAGCUUAUCUCCACAGGACACCUUGGGUGCCAGAUCCAUUGUCCUGUAUUUAUAUAGGGUGUUCAUGGUCAGUUCCUCGCUUAUUUGGAGAAAUAGGAAGUGUACGGAGAGAAAAAAGCAAAGGGAUGAAAGGACACCACCCUAUAAACACUUCAGCGACAUCAAUCUCCAUCCUCAACCCUCCACUGUGAGCCAAGAGAAAUAGGACACUCCACCAAUCCCUUAUGAAUACUGUCUUUCUUUGCAAGGUCGUGUUGAGUAAAUAUCUAUUUUUGAUACAAAGAGGGUUCAAAGAUAGAAAAACAGCAGCAGAACCCCCCCAUGAACAUCGGUUUGUGAAGGACACACAGAGCAGAGACGUCCCCUCACAUGAGAAGAGGUCAUUGUUCAGGAGGACAGUGCUGCCGGGCAGCUGUGCUUAUUUUCUCUAACUACCCCAGGUUAUUAAUAGCCUCUUUACCAUUCACCAACACCGCUGAGGGGGCAGUGAGGAAAUCCCCGUCUUCAAUAUGAGUGUGAUUACACCGCUACGCCAACUGAAAUCAAAGCGACAUGGAAACACUAAGAAAUCCAGACAGAGGUUGUCUGAGCUUUGACUGCAGGACUUUUAGGCCUGAAACACUUAACAUACUUAAUCAUCUCAUUUUAGACAGAUGAUUGACAUCUCUCUGUACUGAGUAAUGAAGACACCAACUCAACAGGGCUCCUCCUUAACGGUGGGGUAGGCAGGAUCAGAGGAAGUGCUAGUUUUCGGGAGACAUCUUGAAUGUAAACUCUACCCCUCCCAACCAGUUUUCCCCUCAGCUCCUCCUCUCCCCUCCCUCUCUGCUUCAGCAAGCCCCGCCCACAAAUAGACACACCUGCUCGCUCAAAUCGUUUCAAUUAAAUUCAGAUAUAACACAGAUCAAUACUUCAGAUAGUUACAAAUGGGGCCCAGUCAACGACUCAAUAAAAAGCAUUGGUGCUACUGUAGACGCCAACAGACUACCAGCAAACACAAUGUUUGCAGGACUUCUACAACUAGGAUAAAGUGACAUAGUCCAGGACCCGGGGUCAACAGUUUAGCAGAGCUUCAACACGCAGCAGGUCCCGUUUGACAAGAAACACUUCUGCUCAACAAUCAAUAUUAUUGGCAGAAAUAGAGGGCCCCAAAAUCAAAUUCUGUGUAGGGCCGCAUUGAGGCAAAUAUCAGCACAAGGUAGUCAUAGAGAUGUCACAUUAUCAAAAACAGCACAAUGAGUCAAACUUGGAGAGGAGCAACAUACAACUUCAUAAACUUAACUAAUACAUGUAAUUUACUUCUAUAUAUGUAAUAUUUUUUAUCUGCUUUUGCAUUUUGCAUGUCGGCUUGUCUAAUCCUGUUCAUCAGUGUUAAUAUAUUCGAGUAACACUCUUGCUCCUGCUGAAAACGUAACGUCACAUAUUCAGACAGACCCGCGUUACCUCCUGUCAAAAACAACCCAAAAAUAUCUUGCAGGCUGAUGCUCGCCAACAUGUUUACAGGGGUUUUUUCCAAACUGUUUACUGGGAUCCAGAGGGUCUGUCGCUUUACUCUGGUUCAUAUCUUGAGCCUCUUUCACAUUGUAACCCUGCAACAAAUUCUACUUUCACUACGCCUUUGUACUCGUACUUGUCAUUGCACCUUUAAAUGCAAUAAUAUCUAAGCAACAGUGUGUGAUCUCACAUUGCAUUGGAGUGUUGCAGGAUAGCGAAGUGUGUAUGCAUAUAUCACAUUCACAUCUCUACUGAAAAAGCUGUUUUUAGCUUUUUUAUGAUAUAAUAAGAUUUGAGCUUAAAAACUCAAACCGAUGAAUCUUUUCCUGUUGUCACAUUAAACUGCAUCGACGGCGUGAUCUAGUGAUGCUUCUCGUGCAAUGUUGCGUUCUGCAGGACCAUAAAAACACAAAUAAAUCUAAACCAGCUCCAUCCAGGAAAAUCACUGAUCUUACUGGCUCACGUUUUCUUUGGCUGCAAAUGACAGCAGAGGGUUUAUUAAUUACUAAACAAUUGUUGUACUCUUGGCAUCGCAUCAGCUCAAAACCAAACAAGCUGUCUCCUCAGGAAAAAUGUGGUUAUGUAAAAAGGUUUUCACAACACAAAAACACACACUUCCUCUCUCCUCCUUGGCGGUUUUUCAUCCUGCGCCGAAAACCAAAAACAUCUCGGUUUUGAUACGUGGGAGUACAGACAGCAGUGAAUUCAAGAACAAACAAAAGCCAUGCUCGGAGAAAUAAGACACCUCCAUCAUAACAUUUGAACAUUUCAGUCGAUGUUAAUUGUCAAAAAAAAUAAAAGCCUCAAACUCUGAACAGGCGUGUUUAAACAACAGCCCUUCACUGAUUCUACCAUUCAUACUGAAUAAACCCCCCACACGGUGAAAACGCUGCAUAAAUGCUCACAUUGCUGGUUGAGAAGAUAACUCUUUGCUUCUGUUCUUGCAAAAAAAGAAGAAAAAAAAAAUGUUCCACUAUUCAAAUGUGCCAUUUUAAAUCGUUGCAGUUGAAACAGGUGAGUCAUAAAGCUCGGCUGAGCCAGGAGUCCCACUCUGCAGUCUGCAGGAAGCCUGUGAUAUGAAGGUGGGCGGCUGUCACACAAUCACUUAUUAAUGGCGUAGAUUUGCCUCGCUGCAGUUAAGUUUCUGCAGAUGACACUGUGCUUCUCCGAGACAGUUUUUGCAGAAACUGUCGCGACUUCGUGUGACAAACUGAGAAACUGUUCAAACUGCAGUUAAGUUCGGCUAUUUAGGUCAACUAAAAAUCCUUUUAAAUCUGUUAAACACCUAAAAACUGUGCGCAAACUGUACUGCCAUUAACAUUCUUUCAUCUCCUCACAAGCAACUUGCUGCAGUGGGAAAAAAAAAUCAAUUUCACCCAUUUAACUGAGAGCUAUUUCAGGCUGCGAGGCAAAAAUAGCAUGACCUUUCUCAUACAGGGAUGUGUCAUAGCUGGAACACAUAGGUGGCCACAGUUUUGAACACAGCUAAGAAUAACACCACUAUUUAUUAAGUAUAGAUGCAGCAGUGCACCAGGCAACCCGAGGAUACUGAACCUGGAAAAUAUGAACUGUGGUCCACUUAUUUCAAAGCAAAAACGACUUAUUUCACAGACCUUUGAUUCCCGUGCCUACAAUGCUGCAAAAACAGUUUGGGGGAAAUCGUUCAAGUCAUUGUGGGAAGAAAAGUUGCAAGAAAUAUAUUUUCCCUUCAUGCUGCGGUGCUUUCUUGCAAAGAUGAGGAGGGUUUUGUUGACACUGUGGAAAAUAUGAGUAAAGCAGGGGAAACACGAGUGCAAAAGUGAGCGUGGAAUCACAAAAGGUCGUUUUAAACUUCACCUGCUCUGUUUGAAAAUAUGUGCAUGAGCAAUUUAGAUCGAUUUGGAGUCAUAAUCUGUGUUUUUUUUUUCUUAAAUCAAUGUCCAAAAAGUGAGUGAAUCCAUAUGUAAAGUAAUUUUAAAACAAGGUCAAGAGCCCAGGGAAAAAAAAUGUCUGUGGCUUUUUAAAAAAAUCUUUGGCAGCAGUUUCUUUUAACCUCCUCUGACCUCCUUUAGCCUCUGCAGGUGCAGGCCGUGAUCAGUGUGACUGACAGGGAGACAGAAUGUAAACAAACCUGCUUUGCUAACUGGGUCGAGGACAGAUCAUGUAACGAAGAGUGUGUGUGACACUUUCAGCAACCAAAACAGAAACAGACUUGGAAGAAAUGGACUUUAACAUUCAUUAUUAUGCAAAAAUUAGAGUAAAAUUGUCUGAUUAUGUUGUUUUUGUUUCUCAGAAUAAGUUGUUUAUAUCCUUAUUAGGAGUGGGACCCGGCAUCUUGCACCACCAUGUUUCUAGCAUUAAACCAAAACCAGCAACAAACAUGUUUCAGUAUUUGAUGAAUAGAAACGGAAAGAAAACUAAAGUUUUGCACAGAAAAACCUAUGAUAACCAAAGUUUUUCAUGGUAAAAACUUCAAAAAUGGCGGAUCAUAUUCAUCAUGCAUCACAGGUGCUUCUUGUCCCCCAAAGGCCACCAUAGCUUCACUGACAGUAGGGGUGAGCAAGCAAGUGUUUCAGUCUUAUAAUCAACCAGAAAUAGAGAAGCGCCACGAUAGGUGAAGGCAGUUUAUGAAACUCAGUGCCAGUCGUAUUAUUAUUGCAGCUCGAAAAUUAAAGCUCCCCUAAGGAAUUUUAGGUGUCAGUUUAAGCAGUCUUUGUUUAUCUGGUCUUUUACAUGCCUUAUAGUGUCAUCCUAGUGUUUAAUUUAUUUUGACUGUCUUGUGCAGAAAAUGUAAAAACAUGGCUAAUGUUGCCUUCAAGUUACCUUGGACGUCGGAGCUAGGAAUGACGCUAUACCCGAGUUGACGGCGUUACAGUUAACAAGUUGGAAAACUUAAAUGGAUGCUGACUGUUACCCGUUGUUAGCUGUUGUUUUUAAAUUGUCAGCUGUCGUUGGCCAUCGUUAGUUGUUGUUAACCGUUAUUAGCUGUUGUUAGCUAAACCAGUAUUUUACAGUUAGAUACGACUUAUUUAAUUUCACAGAAGUGCUAAUAAAUAACACAUUACGAGAGCUUUCACCGUUACGUUUUACUGUUGAUGCACUGUGCUGCCAUCUUGGAUUAUGACGUUGUCGCCAAGUUGGAGUUGGUGAUGAUAGUCCAACUCACUGAGUUGGAAAUCUGACUUCCAGAUGAAUUUCUAACUCGGAGCUCGGAAAUCCUGACCUCCGAGGACAACUGGAACGCAGCAUAAUUCUUGGCUGUUUACCCCUCAAAUUGGUAACAUUACAACAAUAAAAUAGUCAAUCUUGUUGCUAGUGGUCUUGUUUUGCUUUUGAAGGCCAUACAUAUAUCACUCUUGAUACAAGAGCUCACUUAUUUAUUCCAAAGUCCAUUUUUGAAUGCUAAUUUUUUUACUUGUACAGCAUAUCAACAGUUCCUCCUCCUAGCUAGGCCUUCCUCCAUUGGUUGCACAAAUUUGAGUUGUUGUUUGGCGCCAUACUAGGCCAGAGUUCAACUAUUGUUUUUUUUUUUUUUUUACUUACUCUCUCUCUUCAUCCCACAGGCACCGGUCCUGGUGCAGAGAGACCCACUAUUGUGUCCCUGCUGCGGCUUUGUGCAGGGAAAGCCCGAUCGGUAGUGGUGGAGGGCCACAACGUGACCUGACAACAAGGAACCUCCGGGAAAACCGUCAGUCCUAAACUAUGUGCAGUGGAGAGGGAGGGUGGGGGGACGCGAGGGGGAACACGACAAACGACGGAGCUGUCUUUUUCUCUAUUAUCGUUAAAAAGGGGAAUCUAAAUACAGUAUAACCUCGACAAAAAGAGAGAGGGUGAGUGAUUUAACGAAGACAAGGAGGAUUUGAGGAGAUAGUUUGGUGGAGGAGUCUAAAGUGAGGGGUUGACGCGAAUGUCGUCCGUCGAAAGCCUCCUCCUCCUGCCCGGAGAAGACACCCGAUGGCUGGGAGGCGGAGACGGGACCCCCGUUGACGUCAGUGGGCCUGUCUGUUUCCUGCAAUAGAAAGUGAGAGAGAAGGUGAAGGGAGAAAACACAGAGCUGUACCCCCCUCCUCUUUACACUAAAAAGGUGCGUUACAACCCCGCACCUGUGAGUUUUCAUAAAUCAAAACCAGGGGUGCGUUUGCUUUGUUUUCCUGCGCAUUUUUUUCUACAAGCGGAGCCGUGGCGGGGUUUCUGUCACUGUGAUAUAGGUCGGUGUCGGUGGCUGUUCCCUGAGAGGAGGGUCGGACAUGCUUUCAACACUGCCCGCCUUGUGUUUCUCUCCGGCUUAGCCCGCCGUGAACUUUUACGCCUGUGUGUUUUUACCCCUCACAGGCGCAUUUUUUGCCGCAGUUUUCCCGCGUGGACUCCUGCAGCAAACCCAGUGGAGACAACUUGAGCCCCCCUCCGGUGCAGCAGCUUUUUGCGCCUCGCUCUUUGUUGCUUGAUAUUUUUGUGCACCACAGGUAAGCAACAACAUGUUAUUGUGUUCAUGUGUUCACUGUCAUGGCUUGUGUUUGGGGAUUCAUGUGCAUGUGUGUGUUGGAUGAGGGGAAGUGUCUCUCCGGUUGUUGCAGAGACAGUGAGGGGUUUUCCCUGGCUCCUCCCUCUCUCACAGGGCGUUCACGUGUUGCAACAGGCUUAAAAAAAUGCGCUAUUCCCACGCAGUGUUUUUGCUGACUUCACCGCACGGAGUGAAAUCCCAAAUUAUCUGUUUUCUCCUGCAAGAUCAUCCCAGUCAAAUCCACACAGAGCAUCACUCUUUAUCCACAAUUCCUGAUAUUUCACUCAUCAAUUAGCUCCAUCACACACUCUCAGACGUCGCCAGUGCGUGAUUUUGCGUGAACAAUGCGCCGCUGAUGCCUCGCUUUUACAUAAUACCUCUCGUAGAUCCUCAGGUGUGAUCGGAACCGUUCCUCAUUAGUCACCUGCAGCCUGUCAGGGUUAGCGCAGAGCGUUACGGCGCAUGUUUGGCUCGGAUCUAAUGGUGGUGCGUGUGUGUGGGCCAGUGUAUAUCGGGGUGUUUCCGAGCAGACAGGAAUUGCAGACGGACUGACAAAAACACGCCAGAGGAAAUGUGCACGUCUCUCUCCUCCUCCUCCUCUUCCUUCUUUCCUGCGCAGUCGAACCUGCACCCGAACCAGAUUGUGCAUCACUGAGAGAGCCAGGUGAGGCGUGCAUCUCUGCUUUUUUUCUCGUGUGUAUGUGCAUUUUGUCUCAUGCGACCCGGUGCAUCUACACUAAAAAAUGCACCGUGGGAUGAUGUCAUUGCUCCAGCGCCACAUGUCCCAACUGUAUGGAGGGGAAAAAAAACAUCAUCCAGUUGUAGUAAGUGUUAUGUAAUAUUGGUGAGGAGGGGAAACAAAGGCUGCUUCCUGCUGCUCUCUGCUCUGUGCAUCUCUCUGGAACAUCAUCGGGAUGGUGCAAAAGCUAGAGAGACGAAAAAUAAGUUGAUGUUAAUUCAUGUUUUGUGAUUGUGAGCUUCUCUAUAUAAAAAAAAAAGAUCACAAUAUAUUUUAUCAUAUCGUCCGAUCUUGAUUAUUAUCACGAUUUUUUAAAACUGCCUGUUUUAACUGUACUAAAAACUAAGGAAACUAGAGAUUAGUUCAAGAUUUUAUUAACAUACAAAGUGAAUAAAGAAAAUUGAAUUAGACACACUGAGAAAAAUAUUUAAAAAACAUUUUAACUCAAUAGCACAAUAAAUGUAGGAAAAUACUAAAUAAUACAGUGAACUAGUUUACAGUCCUGAGUGUUUCUGCAGGUAUGCAAGACCCAAAAUAAACAAACCCCCUCAGAGAUAAUGAAGACGCCUUCAAAUGUAAACAUUAGAUGAUGUAAACGUAAAUGAUAUGAUUAAUCGCUGUCUAGGUCUGGUGGCUGCACCGCUAGUUGUGGCUAAACUGCUAAUGCUACUUGUGUCGUCAGACUCCGCUCACAUUUUCACGCUUUCCGCAUCACCACUCGGGAAGUACUUCUCCAAAUGAUUAAACAGAUUUGCUGUGUUGCUGGUUUUUUGAGGGCACCGAUUGCCGACAUACCUUACACAUCGGCUUAAUUACUCGAGGUCACUUUGGAGAUACCCGAACCACCGCCACACAACCGACGUCGAAUAACUUCUCAACAAUAACAUCUUUGGAGGACGACUCAAAGUCACGGCUGACAACUAUCUCACUGCCCUCAGCUCCGCGUUUAGCUCCAUGUUCGGUGAUUCUGUUUACUUCUCCGGCAACUUACAGAAGUGAGCAGGAAACGCUCGACUCUGAUUGGCUGUUGUGACGCACACUUCCUCUAUGUUUGAUCGAGUAAAUAUGCUCUCAGCUGAACUGAAAUUUAACACAAUCAUUGAUCAAGAUCAUAUAAUUCCCCAGUCCUAGCUUCUCUUGCACUUGUUUAUGCACACCAGACAUCUCUGUGGGUUUAACAUUUAACUUCAACGCCCACCUUUUUUUUGGUGAGACAGGGCAGUAUUUGCAUGAGACAUGUUAAGCCUGUGAUCUCUGCUUGUAUGAAAGGGCACCGAAAGUAGUCAGAGUGCAGAUAUUUCCCCCUGUGGAGGUGGCUUCUCUAUGUUUCUGCUCUGACUUUCUGCACUGAUCCAAGUUCAACAGCGAGAUUUCUCUCUGAUAGUAACCUCUGUGUGGCCGCCCAGCUGCCCCGGCGCACACAGGACCCUGAUUGUUUGCAUCGUUCGUCAUCGGCGCUGACAUUCGUCAAAGUAAAGAGCCGGCGCCCCUGACGUGUCAAUCAGACGUUUCCCAUUGACAAGCAGAGGAUCCUCCACUUCGCUGUGCUUUGUUCCAGAUCAGAGUGGCAGAUAGCAGCUGCUGCAGAGGUUAUACUGAUACAGGGGGGAUAUAUCCACACCUCCUCUGCUCCUCUGACAGCAGGCAGCAGUCCGAGACGCACCGCACAUUAUAACAGAGGAGAGUCCAGCUGAGGCACCUGUUUGAGACUCAGAGCAGAGGACUCAGCGCUCCUCCAUCGAUCUGUUUGACUUCACGUUCACAUGAUAAACAUGACUCUACAUCCUGUGUGUGUUUUCUGUAGAUGCACCAAGACUGUGGCUCAGGAGUCGACUCUAAAUCCCAAUUUCCCCAAGAUGCACCUGUGAACUGAGGGCGGGAAAGAUGCCGCGCACCAAGCAGAACAACCCGAAGAACCUAAAAGGUGAGUCAACAUCACCUGCGGAGGAAGGAACUCCGCGCACAUGUUUGUCUUCUCCGUCUCAGUAUGUGGAUGUGUUGAUUGAAGUCUAAAGAGGAGCGGCUCAGAUGUCUCCUCUUACCGCAAAGUAAUCAUAUCACUUCAGACUGUUGGUGGAAGGUGUGUUUGUUUAUCUGAAAACUCAAAUAUUUCCUUCCUGGAUCCUCUUUUGGUGGAAAUAAGAAAGUGAAAACUCGUGAUCUCCUUCACUCAUGUGAGCACAACAUCCUUUUCAGUGUCCCCGCUGUCACUCUGCAGUUCUCCACCCAAACACUAGUCUGUCACUCGUGUCAUUUCUUUGCGAGUCAUGCUGCCAGUUUCUGGUCACUGGAUGUUCUGUCCUUGUUUGUGCAGAGUAAACCAAAGCGGCUGAAUCGGAGCGUUUCAUGUUGAAGUUGGAGCUGAUAGAUGUUGGUCAGCAGUCGAUCAUGCUGCUGUUUGUUUACAUUUUCUGCUGCUGUGUUGUUUUGUCACAUGCUGUACUGGUGAUGGAGAGAGUCAAUCUUCCUCUUUCUGCAUCUCCCUCUCUCCCCUCUCUAAACUCAGCUCAGUCUCAGCAGAUGACUGUCUAACAUCAGUCUGGUUCUGCUCCAGGUUUCUGCCUGUUAAAGGAAGUUCUUCCUCUCCUCUGUAAUUUGUUAAAUGCUGUAAAGUGCUACAUUCAUUUUCUGGACUUGUUGGGUGAAGGUUAGGGUUAGGAAUGUCUAGAUACAACCUUUUGACUUCUGAUACGAUACUGAUAUUGUAGCCUUCAAUAUAAACCAAUACCGAUAUUGAUUCGAUAUUGGCAUAAACUUGUGCAUGACAAGUUUUCCACUCAGCUGCAACAUGUUUUCCGGACACAGGGCCGACAUCACUCUUACUCCUUGCUACUUUGUUUGUACACUCAGUGCGUUCACAUGCACAGCUUAAUCUGACUAAGCCCUAAAUUUGUUUUUUUGCCGAAUCAGUCUUCUCUCCUUGUCUGCUGAGAAAAAACGAAUUAUUGACGUGAACGUGUCCUCCUUCCCAGAAGUAGGGGGCAAUAUGGGUCAUUUCAGUGGCGCUGUUUUCCGACCUUUUUUAAAGAUGUCUCCAUCCCUCAUUUUGCGACCAUCCAUAUACUUUAAAAUGUCCAAAGCAUAGCAAAAGUGGACAUUCUUUCAUGCUUCAGCCAUGUUGCUGUUGCUUCUGAGGCAAAAGUUCUUGAUGGUGCCACUUCUUCUCUGGUGUUUUUGUUCCGGGCUUACAGGGGCGUGGUGCACGCGUACAUGCAUUGUCCGGUCAUACUCCGACUACGCUGGUUACAUGGUAGAGAAAAUUGAAAUCCAAUCACAUUAUCUGGGUGUCUUAAUCUGAGUUCUCAAAUUCCGAUUAAGGUGUUUACAUGCACUUCAGUUGUCCGAUCUUCAUAGGAGUAAGGCAAGAAUUCGGUUUUCUCGAGUGUCAUGUAAACGUACUGACUGUUGUUGUGAUUUUGUGGCUCAGCUUGCUGGAUCAGGGCGCUGCUAGAUAGAGAUGCCGGAGCGGAGUCUGGAAUGGACUGCUUGUAUUGGAGUGCUGAUAUUGGAGAUUUUAGAUGCAGGCUGAUAUAAUUUGAUAUUUGUUUGUUUUUGCUGAUAUCCGACCGAUAUCUGAUAUCAAUAUUGUAUCGGGACCCCCUUAGUGAAGGUGGCUCAGAUUCAUCAUGUGCAUGUUAACGCAUGAUAAAGAUUUUUCCUCAGGACCAGCAGUGUUCAGAAUACAACAGUCUUAAAAUAAGGAUGAAUAUAAAAUGAAUAUAAAUAAGAUUCUAUAUUCACAACAUGCAUUGAGACUAAUUGGAAUCUUUUACUUGAAAACACUCGCUGAGAUUUGAGGUUUUGCAGCGAAGCUUUCAGGCUUCAGCAGGCUGAUCAUGCACUUGUUUUGCAUCAGUUUCAGUAUUUGCUGCACAAUCCAGUAUCAUACCUGAAUGCACUAAACAAAUGCAUGAAAACCACAGGACGUCAUCUGAGCUUUAUUUGGAUAAAAUAAUUCAAAUUCAUUCAUGGAUUUUAUUCUGGAUAUCUGUGACAUGACGGUGCAGGAUGAUAAACUCAUCAUGAUGUCGUGGUCAGCCAUGUUUUUAGCGAUUGUUACAUGAAUAAAAUAAGAUGUCAUCCUUAAUCUUCAUGCUCCUUGUUUCCUGUCAGGAGUCUGUGUUUUCUCCCCUCCUCUGUGACGUAAUCCCACUAAUGCUGGCUCCUGUUUGACUUUGUAUCCAUGUGUUAACGCACAGCGGCGUCUGUGGCUGCAUUGUUUGUUUUUGAUCUCGGAUCACUGGCUCUGUUUAUGUCACAUCUGUUGUAACCCAUAUGGCACAUGAUUCAUUCAUUUAUUCAAAUCGUGUUUGCUGGGCACGAAUUUCUCCUCUGUAAUGCGAAUAAAAGGGGGGAUUAAUGAAAGGUGAAUCUGAAGGAAAACAAAAGGUUUUAACAGGAAUGUGAGAAAAAUGCAUCAAAAGUCGGCGCACUGUACUCCUCUCAUAUUCACACGGAGCACCAAUUGGCUUGCAGGAUUUUGUGUUAUGUUGAGAACUGACAGAUUUACGUGUCAACAGACGUUUGCAGUUCACAGAUCUCUGAUUUUGCAGCGUUACUUGCUGGGUGUGAAAAUGUGCAUCACUGCAGUGGAUCCUCACAGCACAUUUCUUCAUGUCUGUGAGCAGCGAGCCACAGUUCCUCAGUUUAUUUAGCAUAGAAACACUUCCUGUGCUCUUUUUUUCCCCUCUCAUCCAGCUCUCUUGGCCAAACAACAUAAAUAAUUAAGUUGGAGAACAGUACAUUUCAUUGCCCAACAGAGGACGAUAGAAACGGCGGCCAAAUGAUACUUGAGUCUAUUUUUAAUGGUGACUGUUCCCUUGUUUCUGGCCGUGCAGAUGACAGGCUGCAGCUGCUGCAGUGAGGGGGAUUUUAGUUUUUACUGGUGGGUAAAAAAUUCAGACUGGAAAGAGUUUAAUGAACAGAAAUGUGACCAAGACAGAAGGAUUAAGGAGCGGAGUCAUAGACUCCACAGAAACACACUUUACAUAAGAGAUAACGUCACUGUUUGUUCUGCGGGACAAAUAAAUGCGAAACGAUCAAUUUUUGGUUGUUUUGUGUCUGUUUGUGGUUGUUUUGUGUCAGUUUUUUCUGUUGCGUGUCGUUUUUUGGUUGUUUUUUGCCUGUUUUGAGUUCAUUUACAUCUUAAUAUUGUUGUUUUGUUUGUUAGCAGUCAUUUUUUAUGUCUUUCUGCUCAUUUUGUGCCUCUUUUUGGUUGUUUUGUGUCUGUUUGUGGUAAUUUUGUGUCCGUUUUUUAUGUUGCGUGUCUCUUUUUGUUGUUUUGUGUCUUUUUUUAGUUAAAUUACAGCUUAAAAUAGUUGUUUUGUGUCCUUGAAGUCUUUUUAAUGUCUUUGUGCUCAUUUUGUGUCCCUUUUGGUUGUUUUUGUCUGUUUGUGGUUGUUUUGUGUCUUUCUGUGGUACCUGUUUUUUCUGUUGCAUGUCUCUUUUUGUUGUGCCCGUUUUGAGUUAAUUCACAUUUUAAUAUAGCUAAUUUGAGUGUUUGCAGUCUUUUUUAUGUCUUAGUGCUCAUUUUUUAUCUACAUGCGGUUGUUUUGUGCCCCUUUUUAGGUAGUUUUUUCUAUUUGUGGUUGUUGUGUGUCUUUCUGUGCAUGUUCAGUAUCUUUUUGUGGUAAUUUUGUACCAGUUUUUUCGGUUGCGUGUCUCUUUUUGUUGUUUUGUGCCUGUUUUGGGUUCAUUUUCAUCUUAACAUAGUUGUUUUGUUUGUUUGCAGUCUUUUUUAUGUCUCUGUGCUCAUUUUGUGUCCCUUUUUGGUUGUUUUGUGUGGUUGUUUUUGUCUUUUUUGUGGUUGUAUUAUUCCCUGUUGUGGUUGCUUGGGGGGCGCUCUCUCUAUUUUUUAAAAACCUAUUUUACAGUUUUAAUCUCAUUCCUGUCAUUUCUGUUUUUCUCAAAGUGUCAUACUUGUUAUUUUGUGUCUUUUAUGUGUAAUUUUAACAGGUCUCUUUGUGUCUCUUUGUAGUUUUUUUGCUUUUGUAUUGAAGUUGUUAAAUUGUGUAAUUAUUCAUCAGUUUGAAAGUUGUUUUUAUCUCUUUGUGGUUUUUGUCUGGUUGUGUUUUAUUCCGCUUCAGUCUCCCGAUCGUCUUUGUGGUCCGUUUGUGUAGUUGUAGUAUCACUUUGCUUUAAAUCAGCCUCUUUGUGGGUUUUGUUUGUGUCUCUUUGUGGUCAUUUGGUCUCAUUUUACUGUCUUUUGUGGCCCUCUCUCCUCCAGGUGUGAUUUUAUGAGUAAAGCUUGUAUUGUCGAGUUAUUUUGUAUCUAAUUAAAGCGGAAUUAGGAUCAGUCUCAUUUCCCCCUUAAACGCACCGCAGUGUUUUCCGAGGUGUGUAAUUGCUCUCAGUGUAAUUUGUAAGCGUCUAUCCAGCGUGUUGCAGUGAGCGCCCGCUCCACUUCCUCAUAAUCUGACGACUUGUUGAGACAUAAGUUUGGCUUCUUCUUCUUCUUUUUUUCUCCUCCUGACCCAGUUUGUCACCUCUGAACUCAAGGCUUCCCCUUCAUCAGACAGGAAACCAUAAUUGCGCUGCACGCUGUCACAUGUUUGGACUCCGCUGUGGAGAACGCGCUUAUAAAUGCGAGCUCAAAGAAAUAAAGAAAAACAGCCCAAAACUGCCCUGAAGACAUCCCAUCAUGAGGCUGUAGAAACACUCGGCGCUUUAAACACAGUGUUUUCUUUGCUUGAAUAACAAAGCAGUUAUGAAUCUCAGCACAGACGCAGAGCCGGGUUUGAGUCAGUAUUUAUACAAAUGUCUUGGCUUCACAGUAGAUGGACUCAUGAUAGAGAAACUGUGAGUGUCUGAUGAGGUUUGUGGUGUUUGAGGCUUUAUGAACAAAUGUGUUUUAAUUUUGUAAAUCAGAGAGCGAUCUGGUCCUGGCUUUGGAUGGAAAUAUGGGAGGGUCGCCUAAAAAGCGUUAAAUCCACUGUUGCACAAUUCUUGUUAAUUUUGUCUGAUUUCAAGAGAUAAAUUAAUAACUAAAUUUAAUGCUAUUAAGACGAGUUUUCUUUUUCUUUUUUGGUUAAAUUCAUUAUUUUAUUAAUCUGAUCAUAAAAAAUAUUCUUAGACAAAUUAGUCGAUUGAUUAGUCGACUCAACGAAAGAAUAAUUGUGAGAUUAAUCAAUUAAAAAAAUAAUCAAUAGGUGCAGCCCGAGUUGACUCCAGAUAUCAGACUGUUUUAUCAAUUAUUAACCCAGUUAGACAAAGUUGUUGAUCAGAGUAUUUCUAAUAAUAUUAAUAUAUUUUUUAUAUUUUUCUUUUUUAUCCUUGAACCAGUAAAAUCCAGAUUCUUUUUGAAUAAUUGAUCGAUUAUUGAUAAUCAAAGAUCGCUCUAUGAUAGGAAUUUCACAGGAAGUUAGAAGACACAAGAUAAGCAAAGACGGCUUUGUCCACAGGGGGCGCCAGACUGAACAAAAACCCAAAGUUCCCUACAGGAGCUUUAACUUUACAACUGUAGAGGGCCUGUGAUGAAUUAUUGGACCACUUUAACAUAAAUCAGGGUUAGGCCCUCUGACACUCAAACAUGGACAUUAAUAAUAAUGCUCAGACAGUCAUUCUCGAUCUGAAACUCCAGAUCCUCUCGUGUUUUUUCUUCUACAAAUUAAACUUGGCACACUCUCUUCUGUCGGGGGCACAAAGACGUAAUUGUUUUAUCGCUCUUUGGCUGCACUUUGAGUUUCUACCAGGUGAUUUAAAGGCGUUCUUGUGGGAUCAUGUCGGAGGGUGUGAGCUCAGAUCCGCUGUCAGCUCAUCAGCAGACAACAGGCGGUUAUUUGAGGCAGUGAGAGAUUGAUCGUCAUUUUUAAUAGAGUGAAUACUUUGGUUCCGUUUUUGGGAGCACCUUUCCCUUCCAGAAAAUAAGGAACCCAUAAAAGAAAUUAUUCAACAAUUAAACCUUCAUUGUCCGUCUAAUAAAAAUGCUCUGCAGUACAUCUUCAAGACGCUCCUAAUAAUCGGUUUCUGUUUGCACACUGCUGUUAUAUCUGUCGGGUAAAAUAAGAGUUUUUAACAAACCGUAACAAGUUUUUAACACUUUGCCAAGUUCACAGCUAUAAAUCAAGAGUGCUCUCUUAUUUAACAGCAGCAUAUAAUUGUUGGUAAUUUGAGUUUUGAUGGCUUCAUCUGAAUUUGAAGUCUGCCAUUUGAGCACACACCUUCUCAAUUCUCUCAAUUAUACUGUUUUGCGAUCUAAUUUUGUUGUUAGCCCUAUUCCUGUUUUGGCUUGCCGGUUAGCCACCAAACAUCUUUUUAACUUAGCCUGAUUUCUUUAGCAAAGAGACUAAACACAACUCAUCCACUCUCCUCCAGCAGCUGCUUGUUUGUCGGGGUAGCCCUACUACGAGUGAAGCAGAGUUUCGCAGCUCAAGGAAGAACAUUUAUGAUCAUUACUUCAUGGAAAUAAAAUCAGAGUUCUGCUUUAACAUUUCCAUGAAGUAAUAAUAAAUUUUCCACUGCACUCAGUGAUCGACUCUUCAGGGCUCCCCCACAAACAAGUGGCUGCUGGAAGAGAGGGGGUGAGUUGUGAUUAGUCUCUUUGCUAAAGAAAUGUUGAUGAAGUUAGGUGCUGUUCUGAGCAUUAUUUGUGGCUAUAGAGUGGCGUUUUGGUUGAGGUUUGUUUAUGGCACCUUAGACCACUGUGUAUUGCUAUCCUGCGGUCGUUACUAAAUUUGGUAUAACUAGAGAAGCAAGCGCUCGGCAACAUUCAUCUCUGGAGGGGGUGUCUGACUCAGUGUUAUGGUGUGUUUGACCAUAACUUAAAUUUACACCUGAAUUUCUCUUUAACUCGUCACCCUAAAACCACUCACUUCAGAUUACAGCAUCCCCAGAACCUCAAAAGAGGUUAAAGUCGUUGUAAAGUUUGCACAUACCCAUCAUUUUGCACCAAAUAUUUAAAAAUCUGGUGGCGGCUGACCCCAAAUGUUAACCUGCCACAGCCGACAUUCGCCCGUAUUCAGCCGAUGGCAGGUGCUCAUUUGAUUCCCUGACUGGAAACAUUAAUCUCACUGACAGAAAUUUUACUAAAGAGACGGAAAAACCUCGUAGAAACACCUGAGACCAUGACGAAUGUGAAGCUGCGCCAAAAAAAUCAGAUUAGGGGAAAGUGUGAGAUUAUAAUCUGAUUCACUUCUGUCAGAUUAUAAUUGACUUCUUGUUUUGCGCGCACUCUCACCUUAAUCCGUCAGUUACACCAGAUUUUAUCAGGUUAAAUGACCCAGUCUGAGGCAGCACACUGUCUGUUGUUGUUGGUUCGUUGUUGGAGCGGUUCACCUGGCAACGCAUACCAUAAAAUUUGGGGGCGGGGCUUGUGAAAGGGCACCUUGAAUAAACUGUAAGCUUACCUGUCAUCGGCCUUAACAUUUGCUUUUGUCGUCUUGUUGUGUGUUUUUUCUGCCGUUUUCGUCGUGAGUCAUCUUUUUGUGUUCGAGUCGUACUCGUCUCAUCAAUCUCAGGAGUUGUUUUUCAUGUUUUUGUUCGAAUUUGUUUUUGUUUUUUAGUUAUUUAGUGUCUCUUUAUACUUUAGUGUAUUUUCAGAUUUAAUCUAAUUUGAAUCUCGUUUUUCACCAGAAACCACAAAUAAAAGGCAGAGAGCAGGAGAUGCUCUCUUUGUAUUCGUGUCUGAAUCAUAAAAAGAAAAAAAACAUCACACAUAGUAAACUCCGAGUCAGAGGGAUGGUAUGCUGCUUUAAGCUACACACUGCCUGCAUUAUUUUCCCUUUGAGAGGCACCGAGAGGAAAAAAACCCGCUCACAGGUGCUCAAUGAAUCAUUUACCCUCGAGGGACAGCCGAGAGAUUCAUUCAUGAAACUCGACAGAUUAACAAAAUAAAGGUUACCUGGGUGCAGAGCUGGAGCGAUCAAAGGUUUCGCUCACUUAACCCUUUAGUUCACAACUCUUUUUUUUGUAUCAAACGCUCAGAUUUCCCAUCCUGCCUCGGGCUUGUGAGUGUGCACUUUGUGUGCUCCAGUGUGUCUGUGUGUGUCGGGAAUGAUCCUGUGACGCAGUUUGUGGGCAAUAAUGCAGGAAGUUUGGAGCGGGUGUCCCCCUCCUCCUCCCCCUGUCCUUGCAGUCUUUGUUGACUUUUCUGAAACAGCUGGUCUCUAAGCAGCUCAGGAGGGAGACACAGUGGUUUCCCCUUCAGACAGACGCACUCGCUCUCCGAGGACAUCUGCAGAAAUACACAACACGCUCUCUGCUGCCAGGAGUAAACGUUUGUAAUGUGGAGUACUUAGAAGUCAGGCAACUUUCUCCUCUGCUCCUCUGUAAUUCAGAUGAAUUAUUGUGCUGGACUCCAAGUUUAAGACGGUUUUACUAACUUUAUACUUAAAAACCAGCUGUUUGUUUAAAAAUGUACUAAGGGUUUCUAAAUGUAGGUGUUUUAAACUGCUGAAGCGCUCACAUGCAUCUGAAAAAAUCACUUUAUUGGCAGAAAAUCAGACAGUAACUUCUCCGUUUGACAACAAAGAAAGAGGAAGAGAAAAAAAUAAUUACAGAAGGGAGAUUUUUUUUGUUUUCAUUUCGACAUUAAAGUCAAAAAAAAAAAAGACAUUUAAAAAGUCAAAAUUUUGACUUUAUUCAUGUCGACUUUAAUCUUAGAAUUCAACUUUCAUCUCAAAAUUUUACUUUUUUCAAUCUCUAAAUUUCCACAUUAUCCACGACAUUUCGGCAUUUUGUAAUCUCGAAAUUUCGACUUUUGAUCUCAAAAUUUCAACUUUAAUCUCGAGAUUCAAACUUUUAUUCUCGAAAUUUUGACUUUAUUGACAUAAUUCACAUUCUUUAAUCUUUAAAUUUCAACUUUAUUGACAUAACUCAAAUUUUUAAUCUCAAAAUUUUGACUUCAAUCUCGAAAUUUCGUCCUCAAUUUCAAAAUUCUCGACUUUAAUCUUGGAAUUUUGACUUUAAUCUUCUUCCCUUAAUUAUUAUUUUUUUGUCUUAUCCUCUUUCGUAGACAACAGUGCAAAAAGUUUCAAAAAUUUUCUAGAUUUAGCUCCACAAAUGUGAAAAAAUUAACACUUAGAUUAAUAACUUGAAGGUUUAAAGACACUGUGAGCAGUUCUCGUGUUGUUUUGAUGAGGUUUCGUAUCCUCGUUUGUUCCAAAGUGAAAAGUUUUCCUGAUAUAAAGCAGAAAACAGUUUUUAACAUAUUUCCAUGUCUGGAAAAAAAAGCAGGGAGGAGAUAAAUCGGAUUAUGUCAGCCCGUGACUCAGAACACCCAUGGACAACAGAAGUGGACGGCCUGUCUGCUUUUACAAUUAUGUAACUACAAAUAUUACAGACAGACAAAAAGUAUAUCUAAUAAAUUUGGCAAAUCUUUCUUCAUAUCUUUUCUUCAUUUUCCCUUUAAAGUGAACUCAAAGAAACUCCUCAAUUUAACUCUAAACACAGAAAUACACAACCUGUACACUCAUCUUGUCCCCGUGUUCGGACCCUGUCCUAAUCUCCCUCCAAACAGCGCCCCUAGUGGUGACUUUCCUCUCUCUCCUCUCAUGUCCGCCCUUCGUUGCCCCUGAAAAUGCCCAGACUUGUUAGCAGCACCCGUGUUUAUAGAUCUGACUCUGCAUUCCUCGCCUCUUAUAAAAGAAGGGCUCCUCGCACCAGAGCCUGACAGGUCUGCCUCCCCGCUUUAGCCGACAUCACGCUGCGUGAUAAAUCGUGAACAACUGCAGUGAAAAGGGGGGUCUGCGUUUAACAAGGUGGAAAAUGUUUACCCCGUAAAGCCCGAGCGGGGAGACUGAGACGGAGGUUCCCAUCCCUCUGACACGCCCCUCUGUGCUGACAGUGAUGUUUAAACAGAAAUAAACUUUGUGUAUUUCAUUGCAUCACCCCUGCUGCCUUAUGAAUCUUUAUUAGCGUAAUUUGUAAGGGUUUAUUGUGGUUAUUAAAGCAGGUGCUGAAUUCUCCACACAUGCCAGGGCUGAAUGGUUCAGAUUUCUGUCUUAAACCUCGUGUUGUUGUUGUUUUCUGCACCUCGUUUUUUUUCACGUCAGCCUUGACAGCAACAGUUUUCAGUUAAAGAGAAACCGUCGGCGCUCGCUGUGGUUAAAUAUCCAGGGUCAGAAAACAGCAGCAGAAGCAGCAACCUGCACGGACACAGAGCUGAUGUUUGCUGCUUUAAAGCUUUUAAAAGUCUUUUUUUGGCGGAGAACUGACCGCGCUCCUUUUAGCCGUCAGGGUGAAGGUCAGAGAAGUUUGCGAUGCCUCUUCUAUCUCAGGCCUCAAUUUUAACCUGCGUGGAAGCUCCUUCUCAAAGCUAUUUAAUCCCGCCGUCAGGGACCGGGGUCAGGGUCCUCUGUUUACUGAUGCUGCUUCUGCUCUGUGGAAAACCGAAUAUUAAUCAUACAUGCUGGUUUAACUAAUCAUGAACCCAAACUGAACAAACUUAGUUUUACUGAUUUGAAGAGAGUCUUUCUUCCUGCAGUAGUCAUGGUGAUAUGACAACACAGGGAAUCAAAACAGCGCGAUCAUUAAUGUGUAGUGUUGUUUAUUCUACUGUUACUGGCACGGCUGACAGUGUAGCAAGGCUAAUAGCAGGUGGCUAACUCUAACUUUAGCUUGCAUAUUGCAUGGUGCUUCACCGUUAACUCUGCGUGACCGAGACCAGCACAGCGGGGAAUAUGGUGAAGUGGGUUGAACAGAAACUUGUUGACAUAUUGUGUAUUUCACAAACUGGUUUAUUUACCGUUGAGGCGGACCACUCUCCUCCGUGCGUCCCUGAGCUGCCUGCUUCAGAUCCGUCACUCUGCUGUGCUGUGAGGUAGUUAGUGGGUGAAGAUUGUCAUGAAGUCGCUGCGCCAUCUACAGGAUAAGUCGGGGAACUUUUCAAACAGCGGAACAUUAAAUGGCGAGUUUUGGCCGAUUACCGAUAAGUCUUAAAUGGGAUAAAAUUGGACUUUUUUUGUACAUAUCUAUAAUUAAAAAUUUACAAUUCUGCUUUUUAAUAAUUCAUGACUUUAAGUCUGAUUUCCUCAAGAGGAAACAAAAAUGAUCUCUUCUUCUCACCACACUUAACCUUAGGAAAACAAGUCGGUCUGAACGUUAUGAGAAGAAAAGCUGUUUGCAAUGACAUAGUUGGUGCAAAAGCCACAAUACAUAGAGUGCAGUCUAACAGGUAAAAAGACACAAGCAGAGUGAGAAAGCACUGAUUUAAGGAGGAGGAUUAGGGCCACUGACAAAAAAAGGUCUAAUAUAACUUUUGAAAUUAUUAUUCUGACUUUAAUCUCAGACUUUUUUUCCCCCAAGAUAAAAAAAAACAGUGGACAUGGGCAUGAUACUCUUGAUACGCUAUCCACCGUGUCAACAAUGGAGAGUCCAUGUCCUACCUGUUUCACAAAAUAGGAGUGGACAACAGAGACAACAAAGUUCUGAGAUUAAAGCCAGAAUUCUGACUUUUUUCAGAAUAAUAAUUAAAAAAUUGUAUUGGACCCAAUCCUCUUCCAUACUGAUUGUAAAUGUUUAAAGAACUCGCAAUUUUCUGCAGUAAAUUAAGCGUUUUGCUUUGUAUUUGCACACAUUGCAAUAUCCCAAAAUUUGCCAUUCAUUUUGCAGGCCUCUCAGAAGUUCUAUCUUACUAAAUGCAUAAACAACUAAACAUUAAAAUACCUAAAAGAAGUGUGUAUUUUAUUGAAAUCUUUGUGUAUGUUUUAAAUAAUCUUUCACACCGAGGAAAUCCAUCAUUUUGUUGAAGGUAAUUCAAAGUUUUAUGCAGUUUUUCAUCUUCCUGGUGAUGUGCAGGAGUAAGUCAGACAGCCUGCAAACCGAAACUUUUAUAGAAACCUUUAUUUGAGGAAAUUAGUCACAAUAUGCAUCACGGCUGAACCUCAAAUUAUACAGGGGGAUUCCUACGAUUAUAGAGACGAAUGUUAGCUUUGCUGCUACAUCAGUGUCUCCAGAGUCUGUGAUUUAACUCUGCAGGUUGGGGUGUCCUGGAAAAACACAGGAGGAGUGACGUGCAAAAAAGUAGAGCAAACUUUGUGUGCACGCUCUUAGGGAACAAACAUGAUUGUUUUUCUUCUCUUGCAUUUACAGUUUCACCUUUAGUACCACUUUUGUUGACAGCUCAGUGCAGCGUGAGGACUUGAGCUGAUGGUGGUUUUUAGCUCAGUCUUCCUGUGAUUUCACUGAAAUGUAAAGACAGCAGCAGUUUGUGUUUACAGGUCAUCUUGGCGCAGACGUUUAACUCUGAGUUAAAAUGUGAGCUGAGGUCUCCGGCCUGUUUUAUUGCUUAUAUAAAAGCCUGGGAGGUGCAGAUAAAGAGUUAACGUCCUGGCCUGCCUGAAUGGAUUUUUACAUGUUGUGUCAUGCUCAGGCAGCCAAACCAGUGUUUCCGUACAGUCCCUUCAAAUUACAGUGUGCAAACGCAGCGAGAUUCACACAAAGGGAACUUCUCUCCCGGAGGCGGGAAUAAACGGAGGUUUUUAGCAACAGUAACUACAACAAGGCAGGGAAGUCUGUUUAACUUGGUGGUUACCUCGGAGCUGCUUUCACUUUGACACAGAGGCAGAGCUGGGACAGGGAGGGAGGAAUUUUAAUGGCCUUACUGUGUUUAGUGUGAAUGAAAUUGAAUAUGUGCUCAUUCUGCCAACCUGCUAUGUGGGUUAAUGUCUAUUCCUCGUUUCUCCAGCGGAGGAAAAAAAGAGCCUCUGCUUUGGUCCUUUGGCUCAACGUGCAAAACAUAUUCAUAAAGAUGGAAAACUGCGCUGAUGGGAGGUUAGCGCCCUUCUCCGGUCUGUGUGAACUCUUAAUUGUGAGGUGUUUUGCGAAAUUGAGUGUUUUUCAUCACCUCAGGCCGUCUGCUGAGUGCAGGGCGGUCGUUCUGUGACAAAUCUGCCCUCAGGAGCGACUCCAGCGAGGAGGUGCAGAGAGGAGCCGCCCAAACACCUGCUCACAUCUGGUUCUGAGGAAACACGUUUAUGAGCGGGCUAAUUUGUGAGGAUUUCAGCUGGCAGCUUGUUAGAGUAAUUAUUACUUCAUGUUUUUUUUUAUUUCAAUGGGAGAUGAGUCACAAAUUGGUUGUAAAUCAAACAGCUGGUUGAACAUUAAGGCUUUAAAUGGAGAGAAACACGAAAACAUAUUUAGAUAAAAGUGAGAAAUACUUUAUUAUUAAUAAAUAUAUAAGAUAUGAAGAUGUUAGAUGAGUAAACUGCAAUACCAAAUUUUGAUUGUGUUGCCCUAAAAGUUUUUAGCUUUUAGCAAAAAUCACAUUACCUGUGUCAUUUUCAAGGACUUUUCUUCUGCAGAGCUCCAGUAGAUCAUUAGCAAUUCGCCUCAGAGUUGUGGGCGGAGUCAGCGCUGCUCUGCACUCUCGUCUUCAUGUUGCAGCCCAACAUUACCGGUGUUGCAGGAGAUAUUCAGCUCUCAGUCUUUGAGGGCAUGAUGAAAGUUAGUAUCAUUAUUAGCUUUCUUAUGAGCUUUGCAAUCUCCUAACGAACACGCUUGUUCCGCGAUUGCUCUCUCUACUUUUCCGAGGGGGCGGAGCUCAGAUUUGUGAUAUAAGAAAUCUCAUUGUAUCUGAACCUGCGGUCUGGGUCUGCAGGAGGUUCACAGCAAUUUGAAUGAAGAAAUACUCAGAAAUGCAGUUUUGCACCUUUUUUUCCUCAUGAUAUGUCCUGUAGCAUCAGAAAAAUGUCAUAUGAACAUGUAAAAAAACUAGAAAAACCUGAUUUUUGGGCUUUUGGGUCUUUGAAGACACGUUUUUUGUGUCUCUGAAAAGUUAAAAUUAAGAUUUGACAUUUUCUGAUCUUAAGACCUCACACACCAAAGAGUCUGUUAGACCUCAGAGCGAUGUUUCAUUACACCUCCUAAAGGUCAGUAAGUCGAGUCAAAAUGAAAAUAAGAAUAGUUGAAUUCACUUACACGCCUUUUUUUAGUGCCUGUACACUCAAAUGACAUCGUUCCUAAAAAUAUCAGUAUGUGAUUGUGGUUUGUUAAGAAUGAGGCACUGACAUGUCUGUGAGCUAGUUCAGGCAUGCAACUCCAGCUCCAUAGAUUUCAUAGAUUUCACAGAUCCGUCCUUGCCUCUGUCUCCCUCCCUGCACUUACACUCCUCUCCAGCAUCCACCUGCAGGCUCCGUCUCGGGGGGAAGUGUUUCAGAUACUGUCUCAUCACGCCUCAAUUUUCUGCUUGUAGAACAAAUUUGUAAGAAAUAAUGAGGUCGGCGCCGAGACGGCAAACACAGAUAAUGCAAAUACAACGUGAGCUGUUUGACUGAAAGCACAUCGUUUUUACUCUGUACUCUGUUCUCGCAGUUUCUGACCACAGAUAGAUUUGAGAUAAAGAAAUGGAGCGACGAAUAAGGGUCAGUGUAAAACCCAAAUAUCUGAUUAUCUGGACUUCUGCAUAAAAUCACAAAACUCCAGCAGCUUUGAUUAAGUGGUGACUGAUAUGAUAUUUGUCUAUUUUUAACUGCUUGUAUAGUUUGGGAAAUUCACUUUACUUUGAAACAAUGACAGUGACAUUAUCAGUCCUCCUGCUGCGGCUCCUCUUCCUCCCACCUCCCCCCCUACUCUGUUUACCGCUCUACUCUCGCUAUGAAUGUCAGUCAAUCUCCGCCUGUUUGUUAGGCGCUGCUGACUAAUACAGGAGCUAACAGCAGCCGCCCUCGUGUGCAGAAAAGGUUGUGUGUGUGUUUGGUGCUUUGUGUGUGUACAGAUACAGUAUAUUAGUGCAGAGGCAGAGACGCGGUUUUGUGACUAAAAUCAGACCCCUGAAGAUUUCCUGUUGCUGUGAGGGUGAGGUGCAAAUAUGUCUGACCUGAAUCGAUGCAGACUUUGUCUUCGCAAGUGUCUGAACAAAAUGUCCUGAAGAAGUUGGAGUAAUCUGAUUCUACCUAUAGUAUAUCUGUCUACAUCCACAGUCAUCUUCAUGGUAGACUCCUCCUCCUUUACCUGCAUGCCCUACCCAGCUGACUUCACCCAAACCAGACAGAGCAGUUCAAGUUUGAAGAGCGUGUCCAAUAGAGACGAACAAACAGUCAACAACAACAACAAAUCAGCCCGUGCAGACCUAUGGUUUAACAAGUCUGCAUGUUGUGUAUUAAUCAUAGGUAUAGUUUACACUGGCAGAGUCAAGAUGAUGAUUCUGGUCGGACUGAGUCCAGAGUCCAGGUCCAGGUCCAGAGAAGCAACAAUCCAGAGGAACCUACAAGUAGGGCUGGGCGAUAUGGCCUCAAAUCAAUAUCAUGAUAUAUUGAGAAAUUAACGAUAAUGAUAAUGAUAAAUGGACAAGAACUACUCCACAUUCUGCUCACCCCCUCCCACAUUAACUUCUUCUACUUCAGCAGCGACAACUUUUAAACCGUCCUCCAUCUCCUCACCUGACGUAGGACAGCGUCUUAAAGGGACAUGAGACCACAGCCUACCUACACACAUCCAAAACUUUUUGAACACAUUCCAACUACUUUUAUUUAAUUAUUUUGACACUGAAUACAUUGACAUGGGCAAAAUGACACCAGUUGUUGUCGUUAAUUUCUGUAUCAGUAAAUUUUCAGUUUAUCGCCUAGCCCUACCUACAAGACAAUGGCGCUGAGAGACCCCCUGAAGAUCUGUGGUCAGGGACAUGACUGUUUAAAGUUAAAGUUAGUUACAUAAAGACAGAGGGAGGAGGGAUAGUGAGGUACAGGAUCAGAAUCUUAGUGUGCCAGUUCUCCUUGAAGUCUUACCCCUAAUUUCCACUGGCUGCGAAACGGCCGCAUCCGCCAACGUCGCUGAUCGUAACCAUUCAAGUUAAUGUGUCAAUUUCUACCGGCUUCUUUCUGUUCUGCUACGGAUCGCCAGACUCCGCAGCUGCUUGUAAGAGUUCAAUUUUAUCCGGAUGCUGGAGCAUGCUGGAUAAAUUCAGCACAGAUUAACCCGUGCAGGAAAGGAAGUCGGGCACAGACACAAAAUAAAACGUCUGGCUUCUUUUCAAAAUAAAACACUCCAUGUUUCAGGCAGAUCGUAUUUCACACCAUGCAAAUGAGCUGAACAAGUGAAAGGUUUAUAGACAGCAUUUCAUCCAGAUGACACCAUGGAUGAGGAGAUGCUGGUUCUAGAAGUCUAGAAGUACAUUUCCUCCUCUGGAAGGACACAAUCUACUGCUAUAUGGUUAGCCUAUGUGGCUAAAGACAACUUGAUAUCGUGUGAUUGCACGUGAAUCCGCGGGUUCUUGUGAGUUCUCGCGAUUCCUGCUGUCCGUAAUCUGCCAUGACACUCACCUCACAAACGGAUCCGGUAGGAAUUGGUGGACGUCGAAAAUCGCUGCCGUUCUGGAUGUGGUGGAAAUCCUGGCUGAGCCUAUAGCAGGAUAACCAAGAGCCGGUCCAAGCCCAACUCUGCUACUUCAACCCUUAUUAAAAAGGAAAAGAGUAGUAGAGCGCUGAGAUCUCCUAAAGAUAUGACGCUCCCUGCUCAUUACCACUCUUCUCUAACCUGUCACCGCUCCACUGUGAACAAAACCACAUCACCACCCACUCAGACUUUUACGUCCAACCCCCCCGCAGAGACACGACCUGUCUGUUUACAGCCUCCUGUGUACGUCCCGGGUUUCACCUUGUGUCUACUUUCCAACCAGUCAAACUAUUUGGUUUCAGCUUUUCAAAGUAAAGCGUAAGUGAAGGCCUCAGGCCGGCUGGACUAAAUUGGAGCUAACGAACGCUGACCUCCACUCACACAUGCACACGUACACAAACAAGCACUUUUCCCCUCCACAGGUGUGCUUUCGCAGCCUGACGAGCCACUUCCUGGAAACUUUUUUUGAGCAGCAUUGAUGUUGGCAACUCAGAAAGGUGAGCAGGGCUUGAUGAGGGGAAAAAGCAGGGCGGGGGCCGGCAGGAUUUGCCUCCGCUGGCGUCAGCACAGAGACCCAGAAUAGAGGAAGAAAUUCACUCUGUGGUGGCGAAACAGGACCAACGCAAGGGCUGGAUGUCACAUUAUUCUGAGGUGUACUCAUGACACAUUUAAAGGGGGUGGAGAGCUGCUCCUAUUCACACUGAGGAUGUAUGCCAACUGCAGAGAGAUGUCCCAACACAACCUGCCUCUGUUAGACGCAGGCUGCUGACUCCCAGGGUCAUUUUUUUUAGGAAUGCAGGAAAAUGUGAGCCGAGUUCAGCUGCUGGAGUCGAAAAGUAAACAAAAUAAAGCCUCCAAAUUAAAAAUAAAGGAGUCAUCCGGAAACCCUUAAAAGGGUUGUUGUGUUGUGUUGUGUGGGGGCGCUUUCCAUGCAUGUGUGUGUGUGCAGCUGCAUGUGCGUGCGUGUGUGUAUGCAGAGCUGGCAUUGCUUAAUGGUUUGCACACGCAAAGCCCGAUGUAGGGGUUGCCAGGGAAACAGAGCAGCAUGAGUCUCGGUCUGCAGGUGCUGUUCCUCGUGUCCGACUGCUGGAAGCUCCUACGAGGGGGGAGGGAGGGAGGAGAGAAGGAGGAGUGAGGAGGGAGGAGAAGCUAACUGUUAAAAGAAGAGCUGGUACAGAAAUGCAGGAUGUGAUAAAAAGGGAAGUAAAGUUCAUCAUUGGACCUCAUUAAAUCAAAUAUGUCUUCAAAUAAGUGACGGGGUUGUUAAAAUUAAAAAGUUAAAUUAAAGCUCCUGUAAGAAACUUUUAGUAGGUGGUAAAAGUAACUGUAUGAAAUUGUCAAUUUUUGUCCCUUUUGUUUAGAUAUGCUUUUUUUAAUUAUAAAAAAGCAUUAAUUGAUUUUUAGUCUAUUUAUUUAAUAGGAAAAACUCCCAAUAGGAGCUUUAAACUGGAGAUUUAGCACCAGAGUUACAGUAAUUUUAUCUCACCAAGCUGGAUGAUUAUAAAUUGUUGUAGUGAUAUUUUAUCUUUGACCUUUUGACCUAUCUUUGCCAGGGUAAACAAAGAUUACAGCAGUACAAUUUGAAAAGGUUUUUGUUGUGUCUAACAUCAAAACAGAUUGAUUCAACUGAUCAUUUCCAUUCAAAGUGAUAAAACAAGUUUUAAAAUGAUUAAAAUCACACAAAUCUGAAGGAUAAUGUGAUGAUUCGGACUUUUGAUUUUAAGUAAAACAAAACAUUUAAAAAAGUUUUUUGGAAGUUUUGAGAGGAAUUUUUUUUGAGAAACUUGUUUUUUGAAGCUUCUGUGAGUUUUUUACACAAAGUAGAAUAAAAUCUAUAUUAAUACUUCUUCAUGAUACUUUAAAACAAAUAAGACCAUCAUUCUGUUAUUUUUAUAUUAUAUUUUUUGUAAAUGUUGUGAGAGGGUCGGUUCAGUUACAGAACAGACUUCGUUACUUGUCCUCAGCAAAUAUUGAAAAUGAGUGACGAAUUUUUGGUUCAUUAAUGCCACUUUUGUCAGAACGGAAUAUAUCAGCUACGAUAAAACGAUUAUCACUUUGUCCAGAGGGGGCGCCAAAACCAACACAGACAGAAAGUUACUGACAGGAGCUUUAAAUAUUCUGAUCAGGGCAAAAAAAAAAAGUUCAAUUUUUUGUGCUGGGGACCAAACUUAUCAAAAAAACUAACAUAAAGCACUUUAAAACAUCUAAGUUAAUGUCAAAUACGUAAGGAAAAUAUCAAACUUUUUCAUAAUAUUCAAAAGUUUUGGAGAUGCACCUCCACACUAAAAGCUUUUUUAGGGGAAAAAACACUUAAAGUCGAGAGGAGGUAGAAAGUUCAAUGGAAGAAAGUGGGGUGAAAGAACUGCUGAGUGUUUCACUGUUGAUUCUCCUCCUGUCUUAAAAAUGACACAUCCGAGUAACACUCAGACUUUUCUGAGUAUAAAACCAGCCUCUCAUCCCACCUCCUGAUCCAGUUUCCAGCCUUCGUCUGCCUGUCUGGUCCAGUCAGGUCAUGCAUAGAUUCAGCAGGCCUUGCAGAGAGCUUUAUUUAUUUAUUCGUACAGUUUUGCUGCAACAACAUCAUAGAUUGUAAUUAAUUCAAUAUAAGCUGUUUAAUUCUGCUCACUGCAUCUGGGAUUUGACAUAAAGUGUAUAAAUUAUCAUUCAGCUGUAGUUUUUUUAGCCUUUGGUAGACCUUGACCUGAAGUCGUCCGCUGCUGCCGUGGCGACCAGAUGUUGAGGAUGAGGGGGGGGGGGGCAGGUGGGCAGGCGUGAGGAGGAAGAGGCGAGCUGUACAGUUUUCUUAAGGUCAGGCAGUACGUGGGCUGUAUUUAUCAACACUGACACUCGCUGUUUCUCUGCUGCUGCUGAUGCUGCUGCUGCGUGGGACGUCUGACAUCAUCGCAGCAGCACGGCGGCCAAUCAGAGCGCAGCUGUGAGUCACAUGCACAAGCCCGGGGGAUGACUUACUAACAGUGGAGCCGCAUGGGAAUGGAGGCAGUUUGAUUCGCUCGCAGGCGUCAAAAAGAAGCAGCAACAGCAGCAGCAGUGACUCCUGACAACAAAAACUCCUGAAGACGUGUCGCCUCGCCUCGCCGUCUUGAAAACCUCCACACGACAAUCCUCCGCUCCGUUACAGAUGCUCCUCUCCUGUCCUCUGAAGACUUUUUGUUGUUCCUCCUCCUGAACACUUAGAGAUGUUUGAGAGCAGUUUGAAGAGAUUAGAGAAAAUUGCAGUUCGUCUUUUGUUGUGUGAAGUGAACCAUUACCCGCUCUGUUUGUUGAUGCAGCACUGCUGAGACAAUGGAUCCUGAUGGAGCUGCUGCUAAAACCUCGACUUCACUCUCCUGAAAUCAAAUUAGUUGUUAUUCUAGGACGCUUAAGAAAUGUUGGUACACCGUUUUUUUUCUGGCAGUGAGAGUUUUCGGGCUCAGGAUGACGGAAAAUAAAGGAGUGGAGGAUUUCUUUCUUUAUGUAAAAUAUUGCAGAGUAAAGUUGAGGAAACUUUUCUGAUUUAUGUUGGAGCAUUGGACGAUAACUACUCCACAAGCUGCUCACCCCCCUCCCACAUUAACUUCGUCUACUUCAGCCGCUACAACUUUUGAACUGUCCUCCAUCUCCUCACCUGUCUCUGACGUAGGACAGCGUCUUAAAGGGACAUGAGACUAUAGCCUACCUACACACAUCCAACACCAACUUUUAUUUAUUUACUUUUUAUGACACCAAAUUUAUUGACAUGUGCAAAAUGAUGUCAGUUAUCGUCGUAAAUUUCGGUAUUGGUUAAUUUUCGGCUUGUCGCCCAGCCCUACCACAGGCUGAGCUCAACUACCCCAGUAGAAACUAGCAAAACUGUGAAAACAGCUGUACCACACUGAACUACACGGGUGCAUAAAAACUGCACAUUGCUGAACUCACAAAGACUUUUUCCAUUAUUGAAUAAACUGUCUCUUAUCGUGCAGCUUUCAUCCUGAAUUUUACAGUAAACUUAUUUUUUGGACACUGGAAAUAUUGACAUGGACAAAAUGAUGCCGGUUAUUGUCGUAAAUUUCAUAGGCGGUAAAUUUUCGGUUUAUCACCCAGCCCUAGUCCAACCUGCUCUCCUUUUAUUGGUAUAAGCAUCAGCUGUUGAAAAACUGUACUCGGUCAACCACUAAUAAGGAUGACCCCUGGACACCUCCCAGUGGAGGUGUUAAAGGAGACCUCAAGGUAGGCCCAGAUCUCACUAAAGGGAUUACAUGUCCCAUCUAGCCUGGGAGCUCCUAAGGAUCCCACAUGAAGAGAUGGGAAGGGUUCACAGUCAGAGGGAGUUCUGGUUAACUUGCUGGGACUGCUUCCCUUUGACCUGAUCCAGGGUAAGCAGGAGAAAACAAGUGGAUGGAAGAUGCUAACUUGUCUAAAAUUACAUGCACUGAUAUUUAGGGCUGCAACUGAAGGUUCACAAACACGUGAGAGAAAAGUUAAAGUCCUUCGUCUCCUCUUCUUUCCGCUCUUCUGAAAACUUUGCUCCGAGUUGGAGACAGAGGAACGAUGAAUCACAGAUGAUUUCUUCGAACAAGAAAAUAAUCUUCCUCUUAUCAGUUUUUAUUUUUGUUGAGUGAACCACAUUCAGACCGAACCGUACUCAGAUGUUAUGUGACUAAACUCUGGUCUUUCUGGACGAAGAACAGUUGCAGAAGCGUCUAACUUGAGCUCAUCACGGUUUUGAUGACCUCCUGUAAUGUUUCUCUCGGUCUCCGAGGUCGAACAUUGUCCAGUCAGCAGAGAGCAGGAUGCUGAAUAACAAGGUCGACUGCUUCAUAACUCUGACUGUGGGCGUUUAACUGGAAUCAGAGGAGCUUUUACAUGCAUGCAAACCUCUUCCCUCUGUACGAGCGCCGCCUCGUCUCUUCAUUCAUGAACUCACCGUUUGUUUCAGCUCACUGCCAUCAGCACAAAACGUGAUGCUCUGCCUGCGUGUUUGAGCGUUCAUAAGGUAUCCACUGUGGCGAGGAUGUGGAGGAGGAGGAAGAGUUUGCCCUGAAGUGAUUGUCAGCGUCAGGAGGAAGAGGAGGGGGGAGAAGGUUGGGUGUUUGUCCUGCUCUGCUUAGACUCCAGCGAGGUCCAGGGGGUCAAUGGAGAUGAUUGAAAGCCUCCAAACAAUGUGUGAGUCAUCAGGGAGGGUGAGGGGGGUCAGGUCAGUACUUAAAGACGUACACACAGGCGUGAGGUCGAUACUGUACGCACACACACACACACAGACAUACACACACAGAUACACAAAGCGAGGUCAGGAGGUUGUCAGCUGAUUUCGGCUGCAUUGACAGCUGAGAAAAAAACGAGGUGUUGCACAAAAACACGUCACUGUAAGAGUGAUUUAUCUGUAACCAGGGAAAGGAAAACCUUUGUUACGGGGAGCAGAAUACAAAGAUUCAGUUACUGUUUAAAUAGUGACAUUUUGUAAAGAUUCAGCUCAUUUUUCUCACAUUUAGUUUGUUUUUCUUUCAUUUGAGACCGAGAUUCAAGUAAAACAACAUGUUUAUUUUAACUGGUAAAAAGUGUAGACAUGAAAAAUAAAUCUAAUUUUAAAUCUUAAUGUUAAAUGUAAAUCUUAAUCCUAAAUCUAAAUGUUCAAUAUAUAUCUAAUUUCUAGAUUUUGAUUUAGGAUUUAUGUUUAUAUUUAACAUUUAGAUUCAGAUUUAGAUCUAUUUUCAUGUCUACACAUUUUUAACAAAUAAAAUAAACAUGUUGUUUUACUUGAAUCUCGGUCUCAAAUGAAAGAAAAACAAACUAAAUGUGAGAAAAAUGAGCUAAAUCCUCACAAAAUGUCACCUUUUAAACAGUGACUGAAUUUUUACAUUUGGCGCCCCAUAAAAACAUUUUCACAGGAUAAUAGUCUCUUUAAAAGUUUUUCAUAGACACAAUGAUAAAAAAAAAUGAUUAAAGAUGAAUCUUAGUUCAUUGUUAAUACUGACAGGUAUCAUUUUAACACAGUUUAGUUUUAUAUUAACUUCAGUGUUAUUCAACUUGAAAUGUGAAUGUUUCGACAAUCGUAGUUGGUACAAGUUUGUUUGUUUAAGUCACUUUUGGGGGAUUUUUUUGUGCUAAAGAAGGACAAGAAAUGUGGGAAGUAGAGGGCAAGAGAAGACAUGCAGCCGAGGACUGAGGAUAGGAGUCAAACCAGCAACUGCAACUGAGAUUAGGGCUGUAACCUUUGGAUAAGAGGCCCAACCUGAAACUGCUGAACUGGGGUCCCAACACUUUUUCCAAAAAAAGGCAAAACUUGACAAUCAUUAGAGCCCAUUAAAAAAAAAAAAAAGGAAAAAUUGAAAGUAGGUUAAAAGCCAGACAAAAGAAAAAGUAAAAGUUAAAAAACAAAGUUGUUGAAAACUGAGUAAAAGUGAAAGUUUUUCAACAUCUUAAACAUGUUUUUACUCAGAUUUCAAAACUCAAAGUACACACACUUAAAAACACCUAAACGUCACUUUUAAUAUUAUUGUAUUAUAUAUGAUUUUACUAUCAAUUGUCCUUAGUGUCUAAUUGAUUAGGUAGCUGUGAAUUUUUCCAAUCCCUUUUAUUUUAAAGAUCUUCAAACAUAUACAACCAGACACAAUCGUAACAGGAACAUCCCUCCCACCCUGAGCUUCAUGAGGAAAACUUAGAUCCUGUUAUUUCAGAUACUUCAGUCUCCAAAUGCACCUUAAAUUUGAUCAUAAUUCAACCUGCACAGACGUCCCUGAGAAAGUCAAAUCUGCUCAGCCUGUUUUCUGUCUGUUUUUGGCUGAUUUGUUGGAAAAGGAGGAUGAAGUUUCAUUUAUCGGAGUGUUAAAAAAAAGCUCCCAAAGUCUUGAAACCAACUUGGUGAACCCUGCAGAAAGUCACUGAUUAAUUCACAAAGAGGAAACUUGUGCUCUGUUCCCUUCACUGAGGUCAGGCGCUCAUCUAAAGCUUUUGUACGAGUUAUUGAGUCAGCUAUUGACGGGUCAGCUGACUGCAGAAAAGACGCCUUUUUCAUUUCUCAAACAUGAAGGAGCUCAGACGUCCUGAACGAAGAUAAACGUCUCUUAAAAAAUGAGUGGAGGAGGAAAUGAAAAAGAGAUGAAAAAAGGGGUGAGGAAGGAGAAGGGUUACAAGUGUGAAAGAGCGCGUGAUUAAAACAGAGACUGAUGUGGGGUUAAGGGUGGUAAAGGGGAAAAUGUAAAGAGGGUUAAUAAAGAAGCUGUGAAAAUAUGUGUGAGAGGAAGGAGGAGGAGGAGGAGGAGGAGGAGGAGGAGGAAGGGGUGCUCGCCUGCUGGCAAAGCUUCAUCCUCUUGCGUAACACGGGCCGUCUCUUCCUUUAGCCGCUGUUGCCAUGGGGAGAGAUGUUGGGAGGGGGGGUUUCUGAGCCCCUGAUGGGAGAGACUCGGGGGAAUUCUGAGCUGCGACUUCCCUCCUCUAACGAGGCAGAGCUGCAGGAGGAAGGUGGAUUUAAAAAUCCUCCGGUUGUAUUUUUAGACCUCACACUCUGGAUGAUUUCUGUUAGAGCACUACGCAAGAAUGCCAGCCGCCCCCGGACCAAAAACAAGUACGCUGCUUCCAUGAGAGACUGUGCGUGCGUGUGUGUGUUUGUACACCUUGUAUAUUUAUGUGUGUGUGUGUGGGAACCUGCAGGGCAUCGAUGUGUGACUCAGUCUCGGGUUCAGGUGUGCCUUGUAAAAUGAAAUUCAGGCAUUUUUUUGUAUAACGAAGAUUGUGUUUUUUCCAUGUGAACAGCAUGACUAACAGUGAGUCUCUGCAGGGUGUGCAGGUGUUCCUGCUGUCACAUCUUUGUGUGUCUGAUGGCGUGUGAUUGUGAUUGUGAGUGUGUGUGUGUGUUAAGAGCAAACAUGCAAAAUAAUCUGAAGAGUCAUCGAUGGAAAAAUAUAUUCAGGAGGAGAGAAACUGGAAUAAAUAGAGAUUUAAUCGUCAUUCUGUGAAAGAAGACACGUGAAGUAAACAAACAGUAUUUCCUGAUUCAGCACGGUUGCGUCUUACCUGUUGGAUGGAGGCCGGGCUUUAAUGGCCGUGCUUUCACACUAUUUCUACACAGUCAAAUGACACUCCAGCAAUCACCUACCCACUUACUCAUCGGUGCCAAUUUAACGGUCAUAUAUAUAAAAAAAACAGCUCUUCAGAUUUAGUUUGGAUUCAGGAAAAACAGGCGCUGAGUAAAACUUGACAAACCUCUUCAUGGAUGUUCGAGGGGCUUAAAGCUUUACUCACUCUUCAGUUUCGUUUUGAGCCGUUUGUGUUAAACAUCAGUCAACUAUGUGAGCACCCAAGGGUGACACACACUCACAUCUUAAAUAUUUAACACGAUCUGAAUGUUCCUGUUUGGAUCGCUCUGCCUGUAGAGCACCAUAGAUUUUUUUGAACUAUAGUUGUUUAAUAAUUUGGGAAAAUGAUGCAACAACCAUCAUUAUCUUCACCCUUGUUACAAAAUGACACAUUUCCUGGACUUUUACACCGAACAGACGUUUGACUGAGCGAGUCUAAAAGCACAAUUUCUCCAACAUGGCUCCAGAAUCUGCAGGUAGACAGUGUUUCAUUGGUUUGAUGAAGUGAACUAUAGCAGAGCUAGCACCGGCGGCCUUUGCUGGUAACGUCCACAUGUCUUUGCUUGUAAUGCAUCGCUUUGGUUUUACACCAGUUCAACAAUCUCAUUAAUCCAGUUAAUGCUAUGUAAGGUUGAAAUUGUAUAUGAAACACCAUGGAGAUGUGUCUGUUUUUACUAGUGUCUUAUUGUCACGGGUACCAGCUCUGUUAUGUACCCCUUGGGUCUUUGCUGAUGCUCUCCCCAGCUUGUUUUUUCAUGUAUCCACCUAAAAGCGUGGAGGUGUGCUCUUCCUGCUGCAGGCAAACUUACCCCCAGUUUCAACCGCAUCUGGAAUGGCGGCGAAGAGGUCGAAUGCACCGAUAGUAGCCGUUCAAGUUAAUGUGUCAAUUUGUGUCAAUUUAUGUGUCAAUUUCCACCGGCUUCUCUCCGUUCUGUUGCGGUUCAGCGGACUCUGCAGCUGAUCGGCAGGAUUCUCUUUUUCCCGGACGCCGCAGCAUGCCGCAUAAAUUCAGCACAGAUUAACCCGUGUUGGAAAGGAAGUCGGACACAGACAAAAAAAUACAACAUCUGUCUUUUUUCAAAACAAAACGCUACAUGUUUCAGGCGGAUUGUAUUUCACACCAUGCAAACGGGCGGAGACGAAGAAGUGAAAGAUAUUCAGACACCAUGAAUGAGGAGAUGCUGAGGUGGAUUACCUCCUCUGGCAAGACAAUCUACUGCUUAUAUGGUUAUGUGUCUGUCUUUAUAGAGACGACUCAUUAUCGCACGAUUGCAUGUGAAUCCGCAGGUUCUUGUGAGUUCUCUUGAUUCCCGCUGUCUGAAAUCGUCACGAAAUUCGCCUCACAAAUGCAUCCAGCAGGAAUUGGCGUAUUGGUAAAAAAUUGUUGCCGUUCAGCAGCGGAAAUUUGGGGUUACAUGGAAGAGCAGGGAGCCACACAGCCAAAUAUAACCACUGCAUGCAAAUAAUGAAUCCUCCUAAAGUAGCUAUGAGUGAAAAAACGCUUCUGCUAUGGCCACAGGGGGCGCUAAAAUCGACUUAAAAAGUUGCACAGAGAGGGUUUAAAUUGAUUCCUGCAGAGACGGUCGCAGCAGAAGAUGCUAAAUAUAAGUACGGUCUCUCGCCUGCGUGGUGUUAAGGAGGCGUUGCGUCCAGUUUAACCCCGUGUUUACUGACAGCACCCUUCAAGGUCUGCAGAUAUUAGCGCCUUUAUUAGCCUCCGUUUGUGGCGGAUGUCCCCACCGCUGCUCGCCUGAACACACAGAUCAAUGCACAGCACGGAUAGAGGAGUAUUUAUAGCCCGUGAGGGGGCGUGGGAGGUUGUGCGCCACAAGUGGGUUAGCUGCUAAUCUGAUGUUGACACUGUGUGUGUAUGUGACCGGAGGAAUUAGAGCUGGUGUUGUUUUUACAUCCUCCAUCCUGCUUUGUUUUGCUUAUUUUUUCUCAUCAAAAGAUAACACUCUGCUGCUCAGAUCAGGGAAGUUAACGCUCAGGCAGGCAGGGAGGGCUUUCCCUGAUUUAGUGUUGGGAUUUAAAAAAAGAAAGACAAGGAGGGAGGAGAAGAAGAAGAAGAAGGGAGAGGAGGAGGGAGGGAGGGAGGAGGAACACAAAGGCAGGCAGGCAGGCAGGGAGGGAGGAGGAAGAAGCGUGGUUGCUACACUGACACAGUGGAGGAAGCAGGCAGAAGUGAGAAGUGAAAGCUCUCGGCACAGAAACACAGCUGUGCGUUAGAGUGUGAGAACAGACAGACAGACGAGACAGACAGACGCACGCCGCUCUGCUCUGCGUUGGCAUUUUUUGUUUUCUUUCAGUUCUUUGCGGGAGACAGAGAGAGCGAGAGAGAGAGAGAGAGGUAGAGAGAGAGGCUGAGGAAUGUCAGCGGUUAUUGGUUGGGGAAGUGUCUGUCUGUCUGGGUCGGGAAUGUCAGGUGUUCCCCCGUGAGGGAGACUGACUCCAGGAGGGGAAAAUCAGCCGGCAGCCACUCUCUGAGAAGAGAGUCGACUUUUCUCUGGUGCACUUCUUCUUCCUCCUAGACAGGUACAGUGUGACACAGAGUGAGCGCUCCUCUUUGUGCUCAUCAGUUUGUGUUUUAUUCUCUCUCUCUGUCGGCUGAGUUUGAAACUCUGGCUUUGUCUCCUUCUUUCUCUGCAGUUCUUCUCACAGCAUUACAUCAUUUUAUGUUGCCUAAGUUUGGACUGUUUCCCUCACACUGAUUCCCUCUGUGGUGUGUAACACUGAUCGAUAGUUUUCUCUGAUGUUUGGGGUUGAAACUGUGUGUGGAUUUAUUAACCACAGAAGUUUUUGUUUCUCUUGACAAACUAGAACCAGAAUAUAUUUAGUCUGAUUGUUCAUAAUCCAAAAUAUCACAUUCAUUUCCUUCUUUUGUUUCUCACAAUUGCGUAAAAAUGAACCAUGAAAUAUUUGGCAUACUUGUUUGAAGACAUUUUAAUCAUUAAAUGUGGAACGACUCACUGAGAAAUCAAACUUUUAUCAGUUCAAACUUUGGUUUCAUUGAGAAACACGAGUUUCCAAGCAGCUCUUACUCAUCAGAUCUUGAUAAGUGUUUGAGUUGCUGAUGUUCCCUCGUCUUUCUACACUCCUGUGGUUAACCCCCACAUGAACUGGCACUCGCUCGCCUGCUGCAGCAUGUUGCUCUUCCUUGUCGUGGCGGCAGCAGCAGCAGCCGCUGGUGUCCAACAUGAGCAGUAGGACAGGAUAAGCCUGUGGACUGCAGCCGGGGAUGAGCUGUGCUGCAGUUAUGCAACAAGCACGCUCCAGAGAUAGAGCAGAGCUGAACUUACGCACUUCGUCUUCUUCUUCAUCCACACACUGUGAGAUCAUCAGACCCCCCCACCCCCCACAGUCCCACUGGGUUAGCCUGUGUGUGGAGAACAGAGGAGCUUGUUUUAGAGGAAAAAACCCUCUCAGAGGUCAGCUCCACCGCCUGAGCUCCUCACUGUCUGCACAGAACCUCUUCCUUUUUGUUAAUUGCUCUUCUUUGACGCUGUAAUUUCAUUACACUCCUUUAAAAGCAUCAUCAGAUUAAGUCGCUCGGAAACAUCCACCCCAGCAGCAAACGCGCUUAAUCCGCAGGUGUUUCCGGAUUUCCUCUGCGCUGUGUUUACUCACCGAGAGCUUGUCCAUUCACCUGUUUUUAUGGGAGUUUGCAAAUUGCCCCUUGUGAGGGAACCUGGCAAGUUUCAGCUCUGAGAAAUGGCUGUGGGCCUGUUGGUAAAAAACCAAAGUCAAAGCAGUUUAACAAAGUGACAGAAACACCAGCUUAAGUGUCUUCCACUUUGUUUUUAAGGUUUGUUCACUUUUUAUUGAAUUAGAUCACCUGGUUGUUGCUUCUUCUUCUGCAAAAUUUGGAUCGCACCUGACUGGGAAAGUAGCGCCAUCAGCUGUGCCUCCUGGGUAACCUGCUCCCAGAAAAUUUAUUAAAAGAGUUGCAUGACAGAGGAGAGGGAGAAAGAAGGAGGGUGAUGAUGAUGAUGGUGAUGGGAGGAGGAGGAGGACGAGGUGAAAUCGAGGAAUGAAAAAACCGAGGAAGAGGAGGAACAUAAAAAAAAGACAGUGAGGGAACGCCAUGUUGCUUGUGCCUGGUGCGGUUAUGUAACGUUACCUCCUGCCUACUGCUGAUGGCAGAGGAAAGCACAGAGAAACAGCAGUGAAUGGCAUGCAGGUGGGUGGCAACAACAACAUCAGAGGAAGAAGCAGCACCAGUAUUCAUCAGAGAGAGAGAGAGAGAGAGAGAGAAAAGUGCUUCUUUCUGCAAAUAAUCCAAGAGCCUAACCUGCUGUCGGUGACCUGAGUUUAUUUGGAUGAUCUUGUGUUUUUUAAAGCCUAAAUUAAAGGUUCAGCUCGUUUUAAAUAGCAGGUAAUGUUUCUUUUUUAAUUGUGUAGGUUAACUUCUGAGUGGAGCUAACGCUUCACUGCCUGUCGUACACACGGGUGACUGCGGCGACCGCUGCAGAGACAUGCCCCUCUGUGUUUACAUGUCGUACCAGUCGUGUAUACGGUGGUGUGAAUGUGCUAAAUGAGCUAUAAAGGCAGAUGGUUGUCUGCAGCGUUCACAGUGAGAGAGAGAGAGAGAGAGAGAGAGAGAGAGAGAGAGAGGUUCAGAGCAGCUGCAGGAGAGCGCAGUGGGAGUCUGUGGAGCCGGACACCGCUCCCUCAGGGCCCACUGACUGCACACUCCAACAACACACACACACGACUACACACACAGGCUAAUAACACACGACUUACACACUGUAACAACAGACUGUGACAGCACAUGACUACACACACACACAACUACACAUACAGUCUAACAAUACACAAUUGACAAACUGUAACAACACACUUAAUACACACACAGGCUAAGAACACUCAGUGAAAACACUGUAACAACAGCUUGUGACGACACACUCAACAAAACACAACUGCACACAGUCUAAUAACACACAACAACACAUGCAGUCUAACAAUACACAAUUGACAAACUGUAACAACACACUUACUACACACACAGGCUAAUAAUACACAGUUAAGACACUGUAACAACAGCCUGUGACAGCACACUGUAACAACACAUGACUACACACACACAACUACACAUACAGUCUAAUAACACACAACUACACACAGUCUAAUAACACACAACAACACACAGUCUAAUAACACACAACUACACACAGUCUAAUAACACAGAACAACACACACUAUAAUAACACACAACUACACACAGUCUAAUAACACACAACAACACACAAUCUUAUAACACACAACUACACACAAUCUAUCUACAGACUGUAACAAUUGACUGUGAUAGCAUAUGACUACACACACAAACAGAACUACACACACAGGCUAAUAACACACGACUAACACACUGUAACAACACAUGACUACACACACAGUCUAACAACACUCAACCCACACACAAACAACAUACUGUUACAACACAAACUACUAACACUGUGACUACACACUUAGAUGAUGCAUUGUCACAAUAAAAUGUAACACUGUGUUCAAACACUUUGUAACAGAACGUUGUAACAUCACAGUGGGUGUCAAAUAAUAACAAUAAUGUAAACAAACCACUGUGUGACAAAUUACUGUAAGUUAACAUUAAAACCAUAAAGUAACACAACAUUCAAUCAUCAUAUUGUAACACACCCACUAUGUUACAAUCACUGUAACACUGUAAAGUAUCGUUAUAUGGUGUAACAAUAAUGGUAGCAACAGUUAUACAGCUUAAUAAAUAUAAUAGAUAUUUAUUAGGUAACGCUUUCUUUUACGGUACACUUAUUACCAGGUAAUUAACAGGUAAUUACCUUGUAACAACAUGAAAAUAUCUGGUAAUUACAUAAUAACUACUAAGUCAAUACUGUCUAGCUACCAGGUAGGUCACCUUCCAUCAUCAUACAAAUUUGAAGCCCAAUUGCUCUGGUAUUUCCAGGAUUUUCUCCACUUCCUGGAACCACCACUUGUGCAGUAGCAUUGUACGCAUUCGGCGGGUGAGUCGCUGUGAUAACGCUCGGCUCAAACAGUGUAUUGCUACGCAAUCUUCACACACCCAUAGGCUGUAUCAAGUGUCAAUCAUAGAAAAUAAGAACCCCGAAUAGCUUUUGAAAAUGGAGCUGCACAGAAAAAAGAAAAGCUAGACAGUAUUGACUUAGUAGUUAUCAUGUAAUUACCAGAUAAUUUCAUGUCGUUACUAAGUAAUUACUUGUUAAUUACCUGGUAAUAAGUGUACCGUAAAAGAAAGGGUUACCAUUUAUUACGAUGACAACAUUAGAAUGAAAUGAUGUAAGCGGUGUAACUCCUCUUACAUCUUCAUCUCUUGACCUCAGCUUCACCUUUUUUUCUCACCUGGUUGGAGCUAACUUUGACCUGUGACCUGUAGGGCACCAAACAGCUGGACCACUUGGACCAGGAAUCCUUAAAGAGACACACGUACCAUAAAGGUUUCUCAGGGAAUCCCUGGGAAACACCCCGAGGCUUAAAAAACUUCACUUCGUGUUUUUUCUGUAAAAGUGGAAAAAGUGUAACAGUGCAGUGUAACAAUACACUAUGAAGUCAGUGUAACAACAGAGAGUAACAUGACAUUACAACACUUUUCAAUCAACAACACACCAUGUAGCAGAGAUGUACUUUAAAAUCACCGUGUAUGACAGACAGACAGAGAAAUAAUUCACAUUUUUUACAACAUAUGCACAGACUAAACAAAACAACACACUUAAAUCACUAUCAAACUGCAACACAACACAAAGACAGGAAAAUCACUGCUGCUGAUUUAUGUGUAAAUAUGAUUCAGGCUGGGAGAAGAUCAAGUGUUUACUCAACAAAGAGGAAAAGAGACGCGUUUGAAUUAAAAGCUACUGUGCUGCUGCUAACGUGUGUCACAUGUUUCCAAUAGACGACAACAGUUCACAUGCAUAUGCAGUGAUCACAGCAGCCCUCAUUAACAUGGAGGAGAGUGUGAUGGUUGAGAGACGGGCCUUGUUUUCACUCGAAAGGGCAGAAAGGAGGGAGGAGGAGCAGGAGGAGGAAGGAGGGAGAGAAUAGGUGAGAGGUAGCCAACGCACAAGAGCUGAGCCUCAGCGGGAUCCCACUGCUGUUUGGUAACGUGAUCAAUGACCUUGCGUAGCGUUUAGAUCCUUGUGUCCCGUACAGGCUCACAGCCUCUUGGUCACGCCCACUGCCUCCCACUGCAGAUCUCAUUAAGAGUUGUCUCUUUUCCUAGAAGGAUUUAAUAGUCUCUCCUCUCUAGCAAGGAUGUCCCUGUGAUUACAGAUGGAGACACAAGAGCAACAUCUGCCGAGCGGAAGACACUUGUUGCUGGAAUUGUGUUUGAGUUAUAAGUCUCAUCCUUUGAGGAUUUGUUCAGUAAAAGAAAACAAAAGAUUGUCUGAAUUGCUGGACAAAAUAGUUUGGUCUUUAGUGAAACAAUUCACUGAGCCAUAAUCCUACUUGAGUAAAAGUACAUAAAAACGGAAAUUUACGGUAAAAAUCAGGAUUAAAGCUGCACCAUUACCCCCAAUUUCCACUGCAACCGGCUUUGAAAAGGCCGUAUCCACUGAUCGUAGCUGAUCGUAACCAUUCAAGUUAAUGUGUCAAUUUCCUCCGUCUUCUUUCCGAUCCGCUGCAGCUCGCCGGACUUCGCAGCUGAGCGUAAGACUUCUAUUUUUUACGGACGCCGGAGCAUGCCAGAUAAAUUCAGCACAGAUUAACCCGUGCUGGAAAGGAAGUCGGGCACAGACACAAAAUAAAACGUCUGGCGUCUUCUUUUAAAGUGGAUUUCCUCCUCAGGAAGGACACAAUCUACUGCUUAUAUGGAUAUGUGGCUAAAGACAACUCGUUAUCGCGUGAUUGCACGUGAAUCCACAGGUUCUUGUGAGUUCUCGCGUUUCCCGCUGUCUGUAAUCCGCCAUGAUAUUCACCUCACAAACGGAUCCAGUAGGAAUUGGCGGAUGAUGAAAAUCACUGCCGUUCUGGAUCGGAGCUGCUCCAGGUGUGGUGGAAAUUUGGGAUCAGAGACAAUUUAUUCAAAUUUGGAAAAAGUCUUUGUGAGUUCAGCAAUGUGCAUUUUUCAUGCGCCCGUGUAGCUCUGUGUGUUACAGCUGUUUACCUUUGUACGAGGGUAAUUGAGCACAGCCUGUGGUGAGGUAUGGACCCUCUGCUUUUCCCUGUCCUUCUGGGUAAAAUCUAGCAACAUAAUUAAAGUCCUCUCUGCAAUUUAUACUGGUCACACUCAAAGUAUUUCUUACACAACAAAUGUGAUGUUAAAUGAAACAUGCUGAAGGCAAAUCUAAAAUAUAACAAGACCCCAUUGUCUUUAUAACAAGAGUCUCAGUUUGAAUCUGUAACACAACGUCUCUGUUAUAGAAGCUUAGAAAUGAUUUCCAUGUAAACUCAACGUGAAAUGUAACUAACAGCUGCAACAGCUGUCAGAUAUAUGAAAUGGAGUAGAAAUUUAAGUAGCAUAGAGAGGAAAUACUUGAGCAAAGUCAAACCGGCUCUUGAGCAAUCCUACAUUGACCACGCUGGUUUUAAAAAGUGGAGUCUGGCCCUCUGUCCUUGAUAAAAAUUUCAGCUAUUUUACCAUAAAGUUUGUUAUUUCAUAAGAAAAACAUGGUGUGAAUGUUGCUGUAUCCUUUCAAACUUUGCUAAAAGAGAGUUUAACAGAAAACGAUGUCCAGCACCAGUUACUGUGUUACUCGCCGGUCGUUCCCGGGUGGUUUUGGAGCGGUUUCAGUUGGUAUUCGGAGUAUGAAGGGGUCAGCGUGGGCGUCUGGUUUUCUGCGGAGAAAAUUUUGGCAACGGGAUCGGUUCAAUUGAUGGUUAUUUUUUGUCUGGGUGACUGCGAGGAUUCAAUUUCUGUGUGUUCCCCUGAUUAUGUGUGUGUUUGCCGACAUCUUUAACCUGAUGGACACCUGCCAUGCACACACACAAACACACACACACACACUCACUCACAGUGGGCUGGGCUUUAGAGGUUACUAGCUGGCUUACUUCAUUCAGGCUCUGUUGCAUUAUCACCAGCUCAGCUGUCAUUAGCUCAGAUGUUCCCACAGGGAUGAGACAGUUUGUCCUGCGUUGCUCUUACACACAUGAGUGUGUGUUUGCCUGAGUGAUCCGUCUUUGUGACAUUUUGAAGAACAGUACAGAUUCUGCGCUGCUAAGCCGCCUGAGUGACUCAAAGCUUAUUUUUGUUCCAGCCGGCCAACUCCAACUCCAUACUGUUGCUUUGGUCAGCCUAAUUACAGAGCGCUCUGUUGAUGCAGGAGUUUGGGACUCUUUAUCAUCUGUGCUUUUUGCAGUGACGCUGCAGAAACUGCUCGGUUACACUGUUUGUUGUUCUAGCCCUGAGAAAAUAUUUGUCUGAUUUUCUGAACCUCUUCUGCGGCCAAACUGUAAAACCCAAAGAAUUCCCCAUAAUGAUGAAGCCAAAAAUAGGCGCAGGGAGCUUCCUCUUUGUUCCAAACAAAAGUGCAGUGGAGGAAAAUGAGUCGUUAAACGAGGAGUGAGAGUCAUCCAGGGAGAUGUUUCUGUCAUUUAACGCCCAGCUGCUCGAGUUUAUGUAACGCAGCAGGCCGAGCGCUCGUCUGCUGUCAGCCUGUCUGCCCUGAGCGGGGUGAAUCCCCUCCUUUAAAUAUCGACCCCGGUCCUUUCUACACACAUACACGCCGACCUGCAGGCCGCCACGGUCAGCUGACUGAGCUUCAACCAUUUAAUGUUGACUGUAAAGAUUCUCGUCUUCCUGCCAAUUUUUUUCUUCUUGAGUGAAAAAGAAAAACAGAUUCUGCUGAGUGUCUUUACAGCUCCUCAGUAUGGAAGUAAAUCUGAUUUUGAAUUGGAAUUUCUAAAACUGAAUUUUUUUUUAAUCAAAAUCCGACUUUGAAUUUCAAAACAUUUGUUUAGUGAAAACUCGACUUCAAAAAACUGUGUAAAAAAAUUCAACAUAAAACAAAAUUAAGUGUCAAAUAAUUCAGUGUCUGUCUCUUUUACACUGACUUUUUAAAAACUAAAUUAUUUGACACUUAAUUUUUUUAUGUUGAAUUUUUUUUACAAAAUUUUUUCAAGUCACAGAUAAUUUGAGAGACCGAUCUUUUUUAUAGUGAAUUUAUUUCAUCAUUGUAAAAAAAAAUGUUUCAGAAAUAAAAAUAUGUACUUGAAAUUUGAUGGUUUUGAAAUUCAAUGUCUGAUUUUGAUGCAAAAAAAAAAAUAGCUUUAGAAUUUCAAAUUCAAAAUCAGAUGGUACAGAUUUACUUCCAUACCUCAGCUACGAUAAACACCUCCAGUGUGUUUAUAAAGCGUGACGAGGAAACUUCUUAUCAGCUCACGUCAAUUUGAAACAGCAUCUGAAAUACAUUACCCAUGAUGCACUAUGUGAGUCUUGUCCAUUCACAGGAGGUCAAAUGAUACGACUCGUCUGAAGAGUAACCAAGGGAAAACCAAAGCUGCUGUAAAUAUUUAAAAAAGAGGAAGUUUUUCACACUGAAGGAACUUUUUCUUUUUUCUUGGUUUGUUGUGAAAAUCUGGAUUUUCUUUCUGCUUUGCUGCACAAUACAUGUAAACAAAUGAAUCAGAGGAGUUUCACUUACUUUUCUCCUACUUACAGCAACCACUUUUAACUCCACAACUUAAAUCGGAAGAAUAAAACUUUCUAUUUACUUGUUUUUUAAAUGAGUUAUGUUGCAGCGUACAUUUAAUAUUCAAAUGUAGUCGUUAAAUCUGCCGCACAAAGUUCUCCUAAAACUCUUUUCACUUCCAGACGAACUCGCCUCAAGAAUUUCAAUAAACAAUUUAACCCGGGGAAAAGUAAUAAAAGCAUAAUGCUGGAAACACUUGAAAUGUCAGGUCUACUCGAAGGCUGUCUGAGGAGACUCUAAAUGAAGCCCCGGUUUUUAUAUAACACACUCGGAGCAAACUGAAACCAAACGGCUGUUGUGGUGCAACCUCAUUGUUGAACAGGAACAGAAAGAGGAGCUGGAGGUAAAAAGAUUAGAUCUCGUCGGUAAACACCUCCUGACCCGGUGAGCGAGCUGUUGAGCAAUAACAAGUUGGCAGGGCACAUUAAAUUCCUCCGCCCCCACCCCAACACAAACACAGAGAGGGAGAGAGAGGAGGGAGAGAGGGAGGGAGGGAGGGAGAAGGAUCCCCUGGAGGGUGCCAAAGCCGGUUUAAGUGACGUCACUUGGCCCGGCUCUGUUAGGGCAGGCCCUCAGCCCUCCCUCCCCCCCCCCCUCUCUGUCUCACUUCCUGGGCCUUACAGGAAUUCCCCUCCUCGUCACAUUAUUCUGAGGAAACCGCUGGCCUCGCCCCGCGCUGCUGCACCGCCACAGCUGAUAGGGUGGAAACGCACACUUGUGACUGCUGGUGUUGACACAGGAGUAUGUGUGCACUUGUUGUUCUUUCUCCUUCUGCCUUUUGUUCGCCGACAAAGGAGUUUCUGAGUGUUUUCUGCACGAAACAUCAGCCAAGUCCGGGGUAAGAAGUGAACAUUCUGUCCUACAGACUGUUGUGAAACACUUAGACCAAGUUCUCGCAGCGAUAUGGUGCAAUAGUUAGACCUUAAAAGUGUCUGGGUAAACCGUGCUCAGUGAGACUGUAGUGUGUCAGUGUGAGAUUGAGGUCAGACUGUGAGUGCAGCUGCAGGUUUCUGUACUCUUUUCUUUGUACGUGGAGAACCUGAGCCACAGCUCUGCUUUCAUCAAACUGAGCACGACAGCUCUUGUCAAAGUGAAAGGCUCUGACAGGAAGCAGUCAGUGUGCUGUCACUCAGCGAACAACAAGUGGGCAGAGGGACAGUCGAGCUGGAGGGAUUCAACUGUUUGGAGAGUCUUUUAUUUCUUCUUUGACUCACUCUUGUUUGGUUCAGAACCUAAUAACUGAGGGUACUUCUGCUUUCGCUUUGACUCUGUGCGUCCUACAGGUCUGCUCUGUGAUACCACACUGAGGUCCGAGUCAUUGACUGUCUUUAGACGUCUGUAGGAGUGGAUGUAACAGAAGCUGUAUUUGUAAACAGAGUUGUCAAUUUAUAUAACAAUCAAGUCAAACCAGGGCUGUAAAUUUUUAUUCAAAAUUCAAACUUUAAUUCAGAUUUUGAGUUAAAGUUCAUAUUUCUUCAAACUCAAAACAAUAGAGUAUUCAGUAUAACAUGAAAUUGGCCAACCCAUGCACUCUAGACUGUAGAUAACUUCUACACUAGAAGACAAAAUAACAAAACAAAAAUAAAACACAAAGAUUAAACAAAUUUACGGGCUCGCCUAAUGGCUAACCACAAAAGUGGCAGAGGAAGAGGCGCUGCUGUUAAAGCCUCACUUAGAUAGUAAUAUUCGUACGUAUCUAAACAUGUGCAGGUCAGACGUUAAUAUUUUGAAAAACUGAAUUCAAACUAAACUUUUCUGAAAAAUUUAACACUUUGACAUAGACCAGCAUGAUAAAAGUGAAGUUUGAUGAUUAAAAUUUUACUGAAGAAAAAUGGUCUGAACAUGGAUUUAGGCUUUUGGGGUUUGACCCAUGUUCCAUCUGUUUACAUGGAGGGCUUUAGGCCCAUAAUGUAGACAUUAAGGGAGCUCUAGUGUUUGGCUUUACUUUUAUUGUUCCGUCAUGUCGUCCUUUUAUCUUCCCACUGAGCAACAGACGGCUAUUAGUUUUUUUAGACCUAAUUUCAACCGUCUAGAUUCUGUAUAUUUUUAGACGUUGCUCUUUAACCCAUUAUUCGAUAACUUUUUAUUUCAUAAAAGCAACUGUGAGUUGCAAAACUGAUCUCCAAGUACUUUACCAAAAUAAUUAUGAUAGCUGUUGAGCAAUAUACAGUGUAGUAUAGAUAUAGACCAGAUUUAGACUUUGUCUAAAUUCAGACUUUCAUUUUUAGACCUGUGGUAGCCUGAUUUUAGACCAGUCGUCUAGGCUACAUUUAGACGUCUAUUAGACCUCUUUUAGACUGAAAGGCUCAGUGGGUGACUGAUUGAAUUUGCGAUAAAGUUUGAUUUUUAAUUUGGUCAUUUUUAUUUCUGUGAGGUUGUAGCUGUUCUAUUUUAUUUUUUUGAUUUACUUAUUUUUUUGGUACAUAAAACAUCAGAGAAUAGUAAAAACUACAAAACAAGAACUCCAGCUGACACAUUUUAUAGCUACUGUAAGGAACUCUAUGUUUGUGUUUAUUUUGUCGCCCCCUGUGGUCAAAAAUGGUACUAAUAAUCUCUCCUCACAAGAGCUUCAAGUUUUACUUUGGCUGUUUUGUCAAUUGGCAUAUGUCAUUUCUAGCUGAGAGUUGCACAUCUGUAUAAAUAUAUCUACAUUUAUACUGUGUGGUUUCUACUCAGAUUGGCAUGAGGACAGUAAUCGUAACACCAAACUCCCACCUUAAAAAAAGUAGAUUCCAAAAUUUUGUAAAAACAAAAGAAGCAAAAUUUGUUAAAUUUCUGGUCCGUGUUUCUCAGUUUGCUGAGCUCUCUUGGUUCUGUGUCACUUGACUUGCUGAGUGGAUGAAGUUCGACAUUCAGCUUGUUUUAGCUCCACUCUGACCUCGGCAACAAAACGAAACAGUUGGUUUGAAAUUCAGCAGAAAGCCUCUCGCCUGCAGACGAUGACUGUUUCAUGUCUCAUGUUUCUUUUAAGGGCUGUCCUCAGACUCUUAAGGUGAAUCAGAAGACUUGUUAAAGUCUGUAAUGACGCUGAACGGAGUAUCGGGUUUUCUUCAGAACUGAUAAAACUGACGAAAUACCUGAAAGAUAAACAAUCAGUCUUAAAAGUACAUCACUUUUUCUUCUUUCUGGAUUUCUAGGAAGGGAAAACUUUGGUGAUUUAUACUUUUUUUGUGCUUUUGUGAGCAGCUUAAGCAAAAGACAAAUUCCCCAAGAAGAGACAUAUAUGCACCAUAUCAUAUCAGAUCGUAUUGUGUAAUUUUAAUAGUUUAUCUGUCUAUGUAGAGUUUGUGAUACUUCCUCCGUCUGGUGUGGAUUUACUGCCUUUCUUUGUCGUAUCUUGCUGUAAACUGAAUUUCUUUGGGUUUCAAACCUUCACUUUAGACCAAACAAGCACAAAGACUUCACCUUGAAUCCUCAUUAUCUUUAACUUUUUCCUUCAGCUGUUUGUAUUUUUACUCUUUUUAGACUCUAUCAGUGUCGCUCAGCCUCUCUGACAGCAAACUACAGUCUGUUUGUGACCUUUCAUAAUCCGUCACAGUCAGUUCGUACACUAAUACUGAGUCUAACCUCAGGAGGAGCGUGUCGCAGUAGUUGGUGUUACCUCAGUUUUAUAAGAUACUCUCUGUCGUUUCUUUUAAUUAUAUGAAUAAAACAAGUUUGGUUUAUUUUGGGGUUUUAUCCAGAGGCAAGUUGUAAAAAACGAAUCGUCUAGUAGUUCGGUGAAGGCCACAGCUUUAAACUCAGGAAUCUGAUUAUAGAGGAGCGCUGACCUGAAGGCAACAAGCACCUUCUAAGAUAAAAGGGAUGAUCUGCAAAUAUUGGGCGUCAUCUGCAAAUAUUUACUCUGGUUAAAUGUCUGGUGUAAUUGGUAACACAAAUGGGAACAUUUCCUCGCUCUCUCAUCUCUACCCCGGAGUGAUUUUUGUCCCAAUUUGGGUUUUGGAUGAUUUUUAUGAGGCUAGAGAUGCUAAAAAAGAAGGAAAGCUGAAUCUUGUGGCUCAUUUUUCUGCUUUUACAUCCAAGUUAAGAUCUCAAAACCUCUUUGUACUCGAUCUCCUGGCCUCAGCGUUGGUAAUUACUGAGGUUAGACAUUAGCUGAUAGGGAAAAAAGGUUAUUCCUCUACAUCCUGGAGAUAACAGGCUUUAGAUGGUUCUCCUGAUUUUGUUCGUGGUGUUUCUUGGCUCUGCUUUUCUGUUUUGUGUUUGGAGUCUGGCUCUGUUUUGUCUAUUUUGGUGCAGGCAGAUUCUUUUUGUUUUUGGGAGGGGGGGUAAGUGUGCGUGGUGUGAAAAAGACACAAGAGGCAAUAUUCAUGUUCAUCUCCCCGCCUGCACCAUUAAACCCCCCUCUACACGCACACACUAACGCACUCUCUGCUACCCACCCGGCAGAUUUCUCGUUAUAUCAAUUUUUCACAAGGGUGCCCACGCAGUCCCAAUAAUCAGUGGCCUCCAGUCUGCUGCUUCUUCCACCUACAGUUUCCUGCGGGGGCAGCAGCAGUACUGUACAGAAACUGCACCGAACCACUGUCUUUGUCUCUGUUUGUGUGUGUGUGUGUGUGUGUGUGCGCAGGAUGGAGGGUGUGAUCAAUAUUUCAUUGGUUGACUUGGUGUUUGCAGCCCCGUCACGAAUUACUGCGAGGAUGGAGGAAUAACUUUGCCUUUCAACACGCCCUGUAAUUACUGUUAUUAAUAUUCUCGCUAAUGUCUCCGAUCAUUCAGAUGAGUUCAUUCUCAUCCUGCUCGUUUUGUAUUUAUCGCUGCGCGUCUUUUCUUUCUUUAACAGUCAUACAUUAUUUACAGGAGGCUGCCCUGAAGCUGCGGUCAAUGCUUUAUAUUUUCACUCAUACCUGCCCCAUUAUUUAACGUACUCAGCCUCUCCUGAUGGAGGGUAAACAGCCCGACUCUCGCCUCCCUCCACAUUAAUGUUGAGCAGCUGAACUGCAGAGUGAGGCUGUUUUUUUUUAAUGUGCACCAAACACACCUUGGUUUUGUGUCUGUUUAUGACUAAGGCGAUGUUCACACUGCAGGUCAAUUCAGAUUUUUUAACCAUAUGUGACACAUAUCUGAUUUUUUCAUGUAAGUGUGAACAAUGCAAUUCUGAUUUGUAUGUGGAUAUAAAUCGGAUAUGUAUCCGAUGCAGUGUGGACGCUCAGGUGCGUUUGUCCGACCUAUACGUCAUCAAUAUGCGACAAACGUCACCAUUGUUCAACAACACAAACAGGCGCGGGGAAAGCAAUUUGUGCUUUGUGCGCAUGCGGGUCACCUCAUGGACGCAUUCCGUUCACUUUAGAUGUUGCAGUCGUAGUUGUAAUGUGAACGACUGCACUAAAAGAUCGGAUUUAACACAAAUUCGGAAUUGUGCAUCGUAACUUGCAGUGUGAACGUAGCCAAAGUGUUUGAUUCUUGAGCAGAUGUAUACAUCUUUAUGUCAGCACAUUUGCAAGAUACUAAUCCAAUCAUUAGCAUGAUCAAUUGGAUUGUAAAUUCAGAUCAUGCAAUGGCACAAAAGGGCUUUUAUUUUGAAAUACAUAUGAAACAAUCAGAUCCAUAAACACUGUCCUUAAGGGCCCGUGUCCACUAACUGAGGUCUCUGCAUUUGUAGCGCUUGUUUUCCAUACAAAAACAAAGAGCCUCACAGAUUUCAGAGCUGUGUGUUGUUAAUACACUAAGGGCCUGAUCUACUGAAGGUUUGCGUGUGCAAAGACACGUGCUGAUAGAGCACGCAAAAUCCUCGUUUGAAGAGGGCGGUCUGCACCACUUUUGCACCCGUAAAUCACCCGCAACAUGCCCACUAAUAGCGCGUCCAUUUUUUUAUUUUGCGCACGCAAUUUAGCGCUCACUAUUUUGGAUCUUGGUAAAUCAGGCCCUAAGUUCCCAAAACAACUUUUGUUGUUCUUUUGUGUUUUAAAAGUUUCAGCUGCUCAUAAUGUUAGCCAAAACACACUAGUUCGCAGUAUUAUAGUAAAUAUAUUUCGGUGUAAACAGUCCCCAAAGUCUUUUGUAUUUGCUUCUUUUGUGCAGGGUUCCUUCACAGUUGGAAUUUCCAUACCCUACCUUUCAGAAUUAUCUUUGGAAAUACCUACUUUUCUAGUUUAGAAAACAGUAUUUUUUUUUACUGUGGUAAUAGUCUGGAAACCUAAAUAUUUUUCCAUAGUUUAUUUUUUAUUUACCAUAAUUUUUAAGACCUGGAAAUUGAUCAAAUUACUCCCAUACUUUUCCAUACUUGCGUAGGAACCCUGUUUAUUGCUGCACACAGCGCUCUUCAACCUUUGACGCCCCACUACAAUCCCCAAUAACACUUCUUGCUAACCGACCAAUCAAGAUCAAGCAGGAGCAGGACUUUUCGAGGGUUAAAUUUCUCUAAUACACAACUCUUUUUCAUGGUUAGUCUUUGUAAAAUGUCCUUAAAUAGAAAACAAAUAAGAAGCAUAAAGAGCGAUUCAUAUCAGACUUUGCCGUCAGUAUUUGAGGAAGAAACAACCACAGUAACCUGGUAACAGUGAGCUCCAGGGGGGAAAUAAUCAGGAAGUGAGUUCACGGGCAACAACAACAACAACAGAGUAAAAAUGGACACAGGCCCUAACUUAUUUUUCAAAGCUCUUUAUAGACAAAUGUAUCAGGAGUGUCAGAGGGCGAUGCAGUUACAGUCACAGCUUUGGAGUCAUUUUUCAGCAGUGUGGGUGACAUUAUUUUGGUCCUGUGGUUUAAAAACUGGAACUGACACAUUGGUCAUUAUACAGGAAUAGUUCAGGAACCUUAAAAGAAAACAGCAUGACGUCAAUGAAGAAAAGGGUGAUUAUGUCUGCUUGAUUUUUGGACGAUUAAACUUCUGCUGUGAACAUAUUUCAGUUUUAUUCAUUUCUCACAUCCUCAUUCAUGAGUAUUAGUGUUUAAACUGGUUGUAAGUUCAUUCCAGUUCUGUCUGCUCAUCCCCAGGUCUCCAGGUUUUAUCUUUCGGUCAUCGUCUCGAUCUUUGUCCUUGAUUAGAUCCGAUAGAGAUCCCACUCUCACUCAGACUAACAUACACCGAGAGAGCAGAGUCACUUUGCACUCCCUCCUCCAGGCCAGCUGAUGAUGAUGAUGAUGAUGAUGGACUGCGGGGUAAUGGGACACUCUCGGUAUGUCGAGGGGAUUCCUCUGCUCCGCAUCAUCGACUCGUCUGCGAUUACUACACCAUACUUCCUGUAACACUCGCCCUCUUUAUGGGUCUGGGCUCUGCUUUCAGACCGGUUCAUCUCCCCGGAGGCCGUCUGGAGUCUCUUUGUCCGGGUGUGUCCGAGAAGAUAAAGAAUGUGUCAGAUGCUGACAGAAGCUCUUAUGGUCACUUAUUGUGCGGGUCAGCUGCUGAGGGCUGCAGAAACGCGAAGAAAGAGCUGAGAUCAGAUCGACAGACUUCCCUUAGAAAUGACGGGGAAAUCUGCAAACGGCGAGCUGUUGUUGUUGUUGUCGCAGUGAUUGGAGGAGACGUCUUUUGUUUAUUAAUAGUUACUGUCACAGCUGGAUGUUUAUUUAGAGAAUGAUUCUGAGCUUUGAUUCAUUUGUGAUAUAAAUUUCUAUCAUGAAGUAAGAAGUAGAGUAAAGCUUCUUCGAACGAGCAGAUUUUUGGCUUUUGUCGCUUUGAAAAUAACUUUUUUAUAAGAUUAAACUUCAAAGUUGCUGCUGAUAACUUUCCAUCGAUUAUGUAACCGAUGAGUAAACCAACGUUUUCAUCUCCUAAGUUGUUUUCAGUUCUCCAAAAAUCUGCCUCUUCUGUCUCUGAAUACUGGAAACGGUCUAAUUUUGGGCUGUUUAACUUCUAUUUUUACAUUCAUCAAUCUGCUGGUUUGAGUUUUGAGAAGUUCACACGACACUUAGACGGCUUCUUAAUUUAGUUGUAGUUAAAAAAAAAUCAAAUUAGACCUUACUCACUAUCUGAGGACCAGCGAGUACCGGUUUUUGCAGGAAAAAUGACUCUUUUCAGUUUUGAUUGACAGGCUCUGUGUGUUUUUAUUACAGCAGGGCUCAAAUAUCUCUCCCCCAGUCGUCAUCAUCAUGUGAGUGUGACCGACUGAAACUCAAAGAUUUUCCGUCUCUUCCUCACAGGACAAAGAAAAGCAACAAAUCCUUUUAAUCUCGGCGCUGGAACAAAUAAAUUAGCUCUGUUGUGGUUUGAGAAUGACUUUUAACAAUUGACUUAUCCACUUUAGUUUUCCGUCGUGUCGGUUUUGUUUACUGAAAAAUGUCCUUGUUAGUCAUUGUUCUAAGAAUGCAUCAGCCAGUGCGAGGGUGUGUUUGAUGUGUGUGUGUGUGUGUGUGUGUUAUCACGCAGCCGGGUGUGUACAGCAGGCUGGUGGAGGUGCUCGAGUUACAUAAUCUCGAUCUCCCUCCCGCACAGUGACAGGGAAGAAGGGGGCAGCUGCCGACUCCCAUCUCAUCAUCUCCAGCCCGCUGAGGCAUCUCGUCUUUCCUCUUCUCCUCUUCUUCCUUUUCUUUCCUCUCGAAAAACGCGGCGUCGGCUUCGCUUUGCUUGGCCGUGCCGUCCACAUCCAGCUGGCGAACUCGCUAUCGUCCAAAACAUCAAACCUCAAUCCUCCUGGCUGCUCCUCGCUUCGCAUAUCCAACUGUUACAUCAACCGCAUUCAUCACAGCUCGGCUCUAACGGGGGAACGAGUUCAACCUCGACCACUUACAACGCUAUCUGUCCAAACACAUUAAAUUUAGCGAGCUAAACUGCCUCCCCGCUCACCGAUCGGCCGCAUCAUCGCUGUUAGACGCCCCUCUGCCCACGCGCUGUCCUCCGCUGGCAUUGUUCAGCCUCGUUGCUGGUACACUGGCAUACUGUCACGCAUACUGAUGACACCUCAACCCUCACAGAUGCUGUUUUAGCAAAAACAGCCCGUCCUCCCUACCCUCUCGGACAUAUAUAUCUUUUAUGCUAGCGGGGGAAAAAGCAAGAGCCAACGCCGUCGGGGCCGUCGGGGCCGUCGGGGCCGUCGGGGCCGUCUGACCGCCGUGCAUAUGGACUCCAUGAAAAGCUGCCACUUUGCUGUUUGACGGCCGCUGUUUGGCAUGUUGAGGCCCAGCAGGGCAGGCUGUUGAGCAAAAUAUGAAUGUGUCUCGAGCUGGCAGUGAGAGGAGGAGGGGGUGUUGAGCUCUGUGGGUUUUUGUUGGUACACAGGAAGAGGAUGCUCGCAGUGGGAGACCACGCUUCCUUUUUUAACAAAUCAGACUAUUUAAGACCCGAUUUGACAAAAACACAUGAAAGAUGUGUGAUAGGUGAAAUACGAGAGGUGAACGGAGGUCAUGGUUGUGUUGUGAUGGUUGCUAUGUGGAGGAAGAGAGGUGAGAAAUCAAAGGGCCUAAAAUACUUUCAUUUAUUUUGUUAUUUUUCUUUAUUUUGUGCAUUUUGCGGGAUUUUUUUUAUUUAUACUGACAGGACAAAGACAGGAAAUACGAGAAAAGACAACAGCAGAGAGGUGGAGCUGGAACUUCACUUCUGCAACCAUAGCCUCUGUACAUGCGGCGCACCCUUAAACCACAACGCCAACUAGCGCCUCAUCUUAAUAUCUUUGUUUCUUUUAGGGGUGGGAGAAAAAAUAGAUUCACUUGAGUAUCGCAAUUUUUUUUUUUUCAUUUUUAAAUCCAUUUUUAUGUUGUCUUUUUUUUUUUUUUUUUCAGAUGUAAGAACAAAUCUUAAAAACUGACUUGCAUGUGACGUGUAUUUUUUGGGGAAAUAUGGUUCCUGGAAUAGUCAGUGGACAGUCAUAAUCAUUCAACUGUUUCACUGAUGUUAAAAAUCUAGACUAAAAAUCAAGAAAAUUGACAAUAUUCUAGAAUCGCAAUUGAAAUCGAAUUAGCAUCCUAAAGAUCGUAGAAGAAUCGAAUCAGGAGAAAAGCAUGUCGUCCCAGCCCUACAUUCUUUCUAACAAUCUGGACUCAUUAUUUAUGUUUCCUCACGAUUAAAAUCAAAGAAAGAUUGUUUCAGUGUUUUUUUUUUUAUUUCAAAUGUUUCUCAUGUCGAGUUUUCUGAUAUUCUGAUCACAUACUGUUCAUUGUUGGUGUGAGAAAACGUCCAAGAUGAGAGAAAACUAAACUAUUUGGAUAUUUAUUCCUCCUCGUAUUGAUUUUUAAUAUCAAAUGUGGCCUUUUUGAAGUUUUUUCAGUGUCAGUUUUGUUUGAUUGAAUCAUUUUUUGUCACUUGGAGGUAUUUAUAAGUGAGUCACACCCUCAUUGUUGUUGUAUGUUGGUUGCGUUUUUUGGUGGCCAAUGAGUUGGUAUGGGGCCCUAACUAUUACCCCCAAUUUCCACCACAUCCAGAAUGGCUCCGAUCCGGAACAGCAGUGAUUUUUGCUGUCCACCAAUUCCUACCUGAUCCAUUUUGAGACGAAAUUUGUGGCGGAUUUUUGACAGCGGGAAUCGCAAGAACUCACAAGAACCCGCGGAUUCACGUGUGAUGACGAGUUGUCUCUAUAAAGACAGCCACAGAGUCAUCGGCGGAUACGACCUCUUUGUAGCUGUUCUGGAUGCGUUGGAAAUUGGGGGUUAGAGUUCAGACGAGCUUUUAGUUGGACGUGCAGGAAAAGAUGGUAUCUGAGCAGCAGUUUGGGUUACCAGAGGAGAUAUUUGUUUUAUUUUAAGUUACAGCAAAGCUUUGGUGCAUACUUUCAUGAGUUGAAAUAUUAUUCGUUUCUUCUCUGAGGAUAGGUAAUUUAUCAUGUCAACACGAGAUAUUAAUGAGAAAUCCACGAAAAUGAGCUUUUUCAUGGGCUGUGCAUUCAGGUUUAUCUCCACUCUGAUUAGCAGGAUUUCUAAUUAAAUAAAAACGCCUCAUCAAGACACGUAUGAAAUCAAAAUUAAUGCUUUUUCAAUGCUUCCUGGGAUCUAAUUUCACACAAAUAAGGUUUAGUAAAUUCUCUGAGCGUGUUUAUAUCUGUAAUUAUCUGUCAGACACCUCAGCAGAGUUGAUUAAGUGCCAACCCUCUCGCUUAGAAACCCCCCAGAUAACGCAGGCUGUUAUAAAUCCACGUCAGGUGGGUGCGAGGAUUCGAAAGCAGGCACGUUUCCUGAGCGGUGACGUCACUUCGGUUCCCUCUGGACACAAAUAAUCACAUUAUCUCCUGAUCCUCAACAGCGCAGAGAGAGAGGGGAGUGGGCUGAAAGAUGCAUCGGCGAGGGGAGGGUAGCAUUAAAGGUUCGUGGUUGUCAUGACAGCGAGGAGAGAGACUCACUCCCUCGCCCACAAACUCCUGCCUAAUUGUCAUGCACCCACCCACUCCGGCCCCUCCCACCCCGCCUGAUCCUUGGAUAUCACGUUGCAUGGAUCAAAGAUCACGAGUCAGACACCUUGACACUUGAGGGGAGACCUGGAUCAGGAGCAGCGUUAGUAAGAGUUAUCAGGGAGGUCUGCUACAUGAUGAAGAAGAAGAGGAUGAAGGGUAGAACGGCUCAUUUUAGCUGCCUGUCAUCUUUAACAGCUGCAGAUCAAUGUCUGACAUGAUCUGAGUAAGAGGCGGUAUCUCAACCGCGUGUUUAAGUUGCAUCAGUGGAGUGUCCUGACUCACAUUCAGCUGAAUUAUUGAAGACAGGCCUAUAAUUCAGAUGCUUUUUGCUUACCAUGAAGCCUGCUUAAGCAAACAAAAGCCCCUCAGGCGAGUGCUUCAGUGUGUUUCGCUGAUUCGGACUAAUUUUUCAUGUCAUUUAUUGGUCGUGGGAGCUUUAACUCUGGCAAAAGGAAUUACAGUGUGACUUGUCUUGCAGUGGAGGAAUAUUCAGUAGGAGUGUGUGUGUGAGUGUGUGUGUGUGUGUGUGUGUGUGCACUCAGCAAAUUAUGUAAUUUUUUUUUUCCUCUGUUUUGUCGAAGACCGCACUUGUAAAUAGUUUAGUUGUGUUUACUGCCCUCAAACAGAGUUUUUCCUUCCUCCCUGCCCUCUAAUUUUUGUGGUCAUGUUUCAUUACGGGCUGUUUUUUCAGCACAUUUGUGUACAUGCCUUGGACUGUUUUCUAGUGGUUAAAGGACAAUUACACAGAUUACCGAUGAAAUGUGCAGCCUUCACCAGGACCACCUCAGCAACCCCAGCAGCUGUAAUGAGGGGAAUAUGAAGCGGCUUCUAAUCAUUCCCUGCUGUCUUAAUGACUCGGGCAUCGAGGACGGAAUUUUUUCUCUUUUUUGUUAUUUUGCAGUAAUGCUGCUUUGUCCUUUUCCACUCAUUUGGGCUGGCGUUUCCUCCUCUUUUCCGUGCUUGGGAGCUUUACUUCAUCAUGGGUGUCGCUCAGCAUGAGGGGUCUUGUUUGUGGCUUGUUAUGUAACAAGUGCAAUCUGAUCUAUAGCGGCUUACACGACCAUACAGAACCACUAAUAAGAUUUUUGUUGGGCAGUAAUCACCAAUGCUUCGGUUUUCCAGUGCGGUCUAAUAUAAGACAUAUGUAGCAGGCUGUGCAAACAAUGCCUGCAGAUAUCUACCUCGGUCUUCUGACCACAAGAAGAAGCUCUUAAUAUGUCAAAUUGGCGUGCGAAAACAGAGGAAGCUGCAAAGUUGAGCCGUGGUUGCCGUGAGGGAAGCUUCAGCAUCCUCUCAGUUUGGAGAAACACCGCAGCAGUGCCAGGAAAACACAGCCUACCUGAUUUUUUGGUAGGAGGACGAGGGCGUUCACAUGCUCAUAUUUAUGUAAAUAGACCAGACACGCACACACACACACACACACACACACACACCUCUCCCUCCUCUCUGUCUACCUUUCUCUCAGAGACACACACACACACACACACAAACAAACAGCGUGCCCGCUCCUCAUGAGCCUCGGUUGCUGUGUUUCUGCUGGCAGGGUGCCUUUGUUUUGCUUCACGGCAGCACAGGGGUGGGGACGCAUUAUGUAAUCUGUGGCGUGUGCCGGGGAUAUACACAGAAACAGAGAAAGAGAGAGAGAGAGAGAGAGGGAGAGAGGGAGGGAGAUGAGGAAGGGUGUGCCCACAGUAACACACACACACACAUUCACAGGAUGACAUAAUCUACUGACCUCUUCUGUGGCCCGCCCGUGUCCAACCCCCCUCCUCUGGUUAUUCCCGGCAUCGCUCUGUGAUUUUGGGAACCACAGAAGAACAUCCUCUUUCACCCUCCAUUAACAUUUGUGCAAUCUAGGACAGAAUUGUAACCGCUGGUCCUCGAGGACUCUUACUGCACUUUAAUGUCAUGCUCAGGGCACAGAAGCCUCAGAGGGGUGAUUUUUUUCCAUCUCGUCUCCAUCCUCCUCGGUCAUGGGAGGAAGAAACACGCUACACUACCUACUAGCGCUCUUAUUUUCUGCCUCUACAGACUCAUUGUUUCAGCUCGAGGAACACCUUGCUGUUUACUGCGAGCCGAACUAACAGAUGACUUAAGUUUACAGUAAACAAAGCUGUAUUGCAGCGAGCUUGGCAGAAUACAUCAGAAUAUGUUCCACAUAAUGGGAAAGCGCAGAGAGAGAGAAAGCAGCUGAUGGUGCGCCAGAUUUCCUCAAUGUAACAAGAAAAACAAACUGGCUCGUCUGGAGUUUGCAGAGAAACUAUCAUGUUUACACAAACGCAUUUUAAAGUUUGAGAAGAUCUCCCUCGUCUUCUGUUAUUCCUCGGUGUUUAACACAUUUACGCCACAUUAAGCGAGCGUAUAUAAUUAAUAAUGAUUACAGUAACGCACAGCGAGCGCUCCAUCGCCUCCCACACGUCCAUAUGGUCUCAAACAGGAACAGGUUCUCCACCUGUGGGAUUGUGGGUAAUGAUUGUGACGUAUAGACGACCCAAGUGGAAUUAAUUUGUCCUUCCCAGAGGGGUGUAAACAUUAUUUGAAUAUGCAGAUUGUUCUGGGGGUUGGCGCUCACUCGGUGAUAAUGAGAAUGAACCCACCAUAUUGACUUGUUUGCAAACUUUAACCUGCACAAACACUCAUCCACUCGCUGUUCCUUCUUUAAGUGGGUGCGCUCGCACGCUCGUGUUACCGUGUGUGCACUCAGGCUUGCCCCCUCCGUGAUUAAAGUAGUUUCCAUAAUGGAAUAGCGCGCGCUCUCUCAGCUAUGGAAGAAUAUCUGUUUUUCAUUUGAAAGACCUUCAUCCUGCUGCAGCCGUGUGGGAAGCAUCCCCAGUAUCAUUAGUUACAUUCUGCACUGGCUACACUGUGGAGCAAGAGUCUGCGUGCCUCUGUGCAGCACCGCUCUCCGUGCUGAUGAUGGUUUCUCCUCUUGUCUUGCAGAUAAAAUCGAAGAAGCACAGAAAGAACUAAAAGACCCCAAAGGCUCACAGAAAGGUAAGAGUGGAGAACUUUGAUUAUUAUUAUUUCUAAACCUUUUUUUUAUAUCCACCACCUGGGACUUUAAAAAGUAUAAAACUGAUUUAUUAAAAAUUGACAAAGCUUUCAAGCUCCGUCAUGUGGGAAAUAUCAAACAUCUCUGUAUCGUUUAAUCGUGUGUCUGAUAAUGUACCUGAUAUAUGAGGGAAGUUAAUAAUAUUUGGUUUCUAGGAGUAACAAUGGCAGACCCAGCUGUUGUGUAACAUCUGGAUUUUUGCAGCGCAUAUCGUUUCUGCAUCAGUAAAAUUCCUCGCAGUAUAAAAGUCAUAUUUGGCUCCUGCAUCAGUGAGUCAAUACUUAGUUGGAACAAACUUUGUCUUUAAUAUCCUCGACCAUGAAUGUGCUUUUGUGCAUCUGCAGUGUACUACAACUUAACACUGAGGUUCACAAAAAGGCAUGCACACUCAAAAUGAAUGCAUAAGUGUGUGUAAUUCCUAUAGGUGAGCAUUAAGUGAAGCUUUAGCAAUAACAUGCACUUUCUGUUUUGAGGUGGCUUCUUAUGUAAGCACACACUCGCACAGAGAGGCCGGUUUUAUCGAGCUGAAGCGUCUUCAUAGUCUUUGUUUAACAUAAGCUUACUCAUCACUGCGACAUUGUCUUUUUAAAAACACCCAGCUUACUUGCAGGACGUGCAGGCUUUGAUUGAAUCAUCCACUGUACUCGAGAAUGGGUGUAGACGCUAAACAGAUUGAGUACACUUAAGAAUAUCUCAAUCUCCCUCUCACAGUACAGCAGGUUCUGACGUCCUGUAGUGCUGGCCAGUCAAAGGUUAAUCUCACUGAGAACGGUCGUUUACAGACACUGAGUCUUAACCGGCCCUUUCACACUUUCCAUUAAACCACAGUAUUUUCUUCAUGAGAAAAAUCUGAUGGAACGGCAUCUGAUGAAACAAACAUGUCCAUAAUAUCGCUGCUAAUCCUGACAUAAAUCUUUCUUUUUCAAACCGAGCGAUUACAUUUGCAGCUCGGUGUUAAAGCUUAAGACAAAAAGGGACAAAUGUUGUGAAAGAGGUUUUUUUUCACAGCAGAAAAGCUCUGGUGAAGUCAUGGAAUCUCUUUGGCACACUUGUUUAAGAAGUGGGUAGGAAGAACUAAUCCUUUUCCAUGUCUUUCCACUGCACUUUACACAAUUAUUUCGUUUUUUUUAACUUAAUUUUUGGGCUUUAAUGCCUCGAAUAAGAGGACAAGACUGUGGACAGUGUAGGUAACUGAAGACUUCACAGGUUAGAUGAGACCGGGCAGCCUGCUUUGAUAACCUCUGUAUGAGGGGUGCACAGAGCAGGCCAAACCUGAGCUCCCUGUUUAUUUGUUCUAAUCAAGAAGUCAUCCAGAUUGAAGUUUAAAUAAAUAACAGGGUUUGCUUUGAGAGAGUACAACAUUGCUCGCUUGUUUGUUGCUUUAAAUAUUCCUUGCAUGUUUGUGUAGUGAAUGGAUUAAGUUUUGAAAAGAAGAGGCCCUCCUCAAUCUAAUUAUGCCUGAGUCCUUGAAGGAACCCUGACCUCAUCUUGGGAAAUACCUACAUAAGCCAGGAAACUGUGACAGGGCACUGGUAACCUUAUGCAACAUGUCCUUAAAAACACUUGGCUCAAUCACAACAGAAGAGCCAACUAAACAAAUAUGGGGCAAACACUGUAAGGGUGUGCCUCGGUGAAACAGUUUUGAUUCAGAACUGGAAUGUAGUUUCUCAUCAUUGACCUGUGUGUAACUUUUCUGAUCGGCCCAACCUUUAUAAAACCGAUACUGCAAACAGAAAAAAGGGAAAAAGGAUCACUGCUUUAUGUAAUGAAGCGUGGGCCUCUUCGGUGUUAGUCACACAGAAGACAGAUAAAAGUAAGGGUGACGUGUCUAUAUUAUGGGAAACAUCUCCACUCAGUGUCAGCAAAUAGAGACAAUCAAACUGAUUCAACUGAGAGGAAAGGUAUUUAAGUGUUAGAAUUAAGAAAAUGUAAGUAACCAUUCUUUGAUAAUGACCUAAUAGUAUGUUUUAUGUAACAUCAAUGAUCAUACUUAUGAGUUGUUUUUUUUUUUCCUUUUUUUUGAUAUAUUUUUAUCAUCAUUUACUAUGAUAUUUUUAAAAUACUAUAAUAUGACAUUUUAUUAUACUUAACCAUAAUUUUUUAACACACUAUACUUUGACAUUAUCUAUCAGACUAUAGUAUCACAUUUUAUCAUUAUUAACUGUGAUACUUUUAUCAUACUUUACUAAGAUAUUUUAUCAUACAAUACAGUGACCUUUUUGUCAUACCAUACAAUGACAUUUUUAUCAUACUAUACUAUGACAUUUUUUUAACAUACUUUACUAUGACAUUUUUUUUCAUAUUAAAAUUUGAAAUUUUAAACAAUACUUUGACAUUUAACAAACUAUAUUUGACUUUUUUUCAUAAUUCAGAUUGAAAUUUUCAUCAUACUUUCCUUUGACAUUUUCUAACAUACUAUACUAUGACUUUUUUUAAGCUGAAAUUUGUAAUUUCUAUUAUGCAGUUCUGGAAAUUGCAACUUACUGUACAUACUAUAUUAUCACUUUUUUUAGACAUACUAUAUUAUGAUUCUAUUCCAUUCUAUGAUAUUUUGAUAUGUGACCUUUUUUAUAGGACCUUUUUUUUCCAAAAUACUAUACUAUGACAUUUUUUAACUAAAUGUAAAAAAAUUAUUUUACUAUAGUAUAAACCUUUUUAACAUACUAUACAAUGACAUUUUUUCAUUUUAAAAUUUGAUAUUUUUAUCAUACUAUACUAUGAAAUUUUUAAACAUACUAUACUAUAACCUUUUUUUUCCAAACACUAUUCUAUGACAUAUUUCAUAAAAAAUUAAAAUUUAAAAAAUACUAUACUAUGACUUUUUUUUUAACAAACUAUGCUAUGACAUUUUUUAUAUUAAAAUUAGAUUUUUUUCAUGCUAUACUAUGACAUAUUUCAACAAACUAUACUAGGACAUUUUAUUCUUUUUUAACUUUAAAAUUUUUAUUAUACUUUAUUAUGACUUUUUUUAAACAUGCUAUAAUAUAACAUUUUUUUUAAUUAAAAUUUGAAAUUUUUGUCAUUCUUUAAUUUGAAACAUUAUUUUCCUACUAAAAUUUGAACUUUCUAUCUUACUAUACUAUGACAUUUUUUAUCAUACUAUACUAUAACUUUUUUAACAUACUAUGCUAUGACAUUUUUCUUAUAUUAAAAUUUGGAUUUUUUUAUCAUUUUAUACUAUGACAUUAUUUAACAUGCUAUACUAUGACAUUUUUUUCAAAUUAAAGUUUGAACUCCCCUUUACUAUGAAAUUUUUAUCUUCCAUACAAUGACCUUUUUUAUUAUCAGAUACUAUGAAAUUUUAUUACCAUACUAUAAUAUUUUUGACAAACUACACUAUGACAUCUUCUGACAAACUAUAGUAUGAUAUUUCUUACAGUUAAAUUUAAUAAUUUUCUCAUACUAUAAUAUGACAUUUUAUUAACAUACUUUACUUUGACAUUUUUUUCAUUUUGAAAUUUUUAUCAUACUAGUGUAUGACAUUUUUAUCAUACAAUACUAUGACAUUUUUUAUAAUCUAUGACAUUUUUUAUAAUCUAUGACUUUUUUUAAAUACUAUACUAGGACAUUUUUUUGUAUUAAAAUUUAUAUCAUACCAGACUAUGACAUUUUUUUAUCAUACUAUACUAUGACUUUUUUUUUCAUACUAAAAUUUGAACCUUCUAUCAUACUGUACUAUGACAUUUUUUACCAUACUAUUCUAUGACAUUUUUUUCAUAUUAAAAUUUUUAUCAUACUAUACUAUGACAUUUUAAUCAUACAUACUAUGAAACUUUUUAACAUACUAUGCCAUAAUAUUUUUUUCAUACCAAAUCCAAAUUUCUAUCAUACUUUACUAUGACAUUUUUUAAGCAUACUAUACUAUGACAUUUUUUCAUACUAAAAUUUGAACCUUCUAUCAUACUAUACUAUAACAUUUUUUACCAUACUAUAAGGAUUUUUCAUAUUAAAAUUUAAAUUUUUCUCAUACUAUUAUUUGACAUUUUUAUCAUACUAUACUUUGACACAUUUUAACAUACUGUACUAUGACAUUUUUUUUGUACCAAAAAUUGAAAUUUCUUUCAUACUAUACUAUGACUUUUUUUUCUAUCAUUCUUAACUAUGAAUUUUUUUUUUACCAUACUAUACUAUGCCUUUUUUUCAUACUAUAAUUUACCUUUUUCACACUAUACUGUGACAUUUUCAUUAUACUAUUCUAUGACAUCUGUUGAAAAUGGUUGGUUUUCCUUUUCACCUUAAAGGAAAUAUUUUGGUCUAAUUUCCAAAAUAAAAUAAAGAAGGUGCUAACUGGUAUAAAGUCUAUGACUCCAAUUCCUUAAUUACCUCUUACCUUUUCCCCUGUGGUUGUUGAUGGAAGGAAGAGAAGACAAGAAUUCAGACAAGUUGAAGCUUUAUUUAUUGUAUACAAUGAGUUAAGAAUGUGAAACAGAGUCUCCGGGUUCUUCACAUGUAGGCUGGUUCCUUGUUCUUCUUCAACUCUCCCAUGGAUGAGUCCAGCUGUUUACCUGUACUAUAAUAUGAGAUUGUUAUCAUACUGUUUUAUGAUUUUUUUUUUUAUCAUACUGUAUUAUGACACUAUUGUAUAACGAAAAAUUACAUUUUCUAUCAUAUUAUACUGCGACAUUUUAUCAUUCUAUACCAUGAUAGUGUUAACACACUAUACUAUGACAUUUUUUCGUAUUAAAAUUUUAAAUUUAUAUUAUACCAGACUAUGACAUUUUUACCAUACUAUUCUAUGACAUUAUUUUCAUAUUAAAAUUUCAAAUUUUUAUCAAACUAUACUAUGAAGCUUUUUUUUCAUACCAAAAUCCAAAUUUCUAUCAUACUAUAUUAUGGCAGUUUUUCAUACUAAAAUUUGAACCUUCUAUCAUACUAUACUAUGACAUUUUUUACCGUACUAUAUUAUGAGAAUUUUUCAUGUUAAGAUUUAAAAAAAUUUUCAUACUAUAAUUUGACAUUUUUAUCAUACCAUACUUUGACACAUUUUAACAUACUGUACUAUGAUUUUUUUUUGUACUAAAAAUUGAAAUUUCUAUCAUACUAUACUAUGACUUUUAAAAAAAAAAAAUACUACACUCUGACAUUUUUUGGUAUUCAAAUUUAAAAUUUAUAUCAUGCCAGACUAUGACUUUUUUUUUUAUCAUGCUAUACUAUGACAAUUUUGUCAUACUAUAUUUUAAACAUUUUAUCAUACUAUAGUAUGACAUUUUUUACCAUACUAUACUUUGACCUUUUUUUCAUUAGAACAUUGAAAAAUUUUCAACAUACGAUAUCAUAACCACUUAUAACAAACAAUGCUUUGUCUUUUUUAACAUAGUACUCUAUGACAUUUUUUAAUACUAUACUAUGAUUUCUUUCAUUUCAAAACUUGAAAUUGUUAUCAUACUACACUAUGACAUUUUUGAACAUGCUAUACAAUGUUUUUUUAAUUAAAAUUUGAAAUGUUCAACUACUGUGCUUCAUUUUUAUUAUACAAUGCCAUGACAUUUUCAUCAUACUACAAUUUGAUCCUUCUAUCAUUUUUAACUACGAAUUUUUAACAUACUAUACUAUGCCUUUUUUCAUACUAUAAUUUACCUUUUUUCACACUAUACUGUGACAUUUUUAUUAUACUAUUCUAUGACAUCUGUUGAAAAUGGUUGGUUUUCCUUUUCACCUUAAAGGAAAUAUUUUGGUCUAAUUUCCAAAAUAAAAUAAAGAAGGUGCUAACUGGUAUAAAGUCUAUGACUCCAAUUCCUUAAUUACCUCUUACCUUUUCCCCUGUGGUUGUUGAUGGAAGGAAGAGAAGACAAGAAUUCAGACAAGUUCUCAGUUGAAGCUUUAUUUAUUGUAUACAAUGAGUUAAGAAUGUGAAACAGAGUCUCCGGGUUCUUCGCAUGUAGGCUGGUUCCUUGUUCUUCAACUCUCCCAUGGAUGAGUCCAGCUGUUUUCCCGUACUAUAAUAUGAGAUGGUUAUCAUACUGUUCUAUGAUUUUUUUUUUAUGCUGUAUUAUGACACUAUUGUAUAAUGAAAAAUAAAAUUUUCUAUCACAUUAUACUGUGACAUUUUAUACCAUGAUAGUUUUAACGCACUAUACUAUGACAUUUUUUUAACAUACUAUACUAUGACAUUUUUAUCUUACUAUACUAUGACACUUUUUAACAUACUAUACUAUGAUAUUUUUGCAUACCAAAACUCUAAAUUUCUAUCAUACUGUACUAUGACAUUUUUUUAACAUACUGUACUAUGAUAUUUUUAUCUUCCACACAGUGCCUUUUUUCAUCGUACCAUACUGUGAAAUUUUUAUGGUACUGUAAUAUCACAUUUUUUAUACUAACAUCUGAAAUUUUUAUCACACUAUACUUAAUUUUUUUAACAAAUGAUACUACGACAUUCUUUUCAUACCAAAAUUUUAAAUCUUAAGUAUCCUAUACUAUGACAUUUCUAUCAUAGUAUAGUAAGACAUUUUUAUCAUACUAUUCUAUGACAUUUGUUUAACAUUCUAUACUAUGAUAUUUUUCUCGUUCCAAAAAUUGAAAUUUCUAUCAUACUAUACUAUGACAUUUUUUAAUAUACUAUACUAUGACAUUUUUUCAUAGUAAAAUUUAAAAUCUUUAUCAUACUUUACUAUGACAUUUUUAUCAUACUAUACUAUGACAUUUUUUAACAUUCUAUACUAUAUUUCUUCUCAUUCCAAAAAUCGAAAUUUCUAUCAUACUAUACUAUGACAUUUUUAAUAUACUAUGCCAUGACAUUUUUUCGUGGUAAAAUGUAAUUUUUUUUUUAUCAUACCAGACUAUGACAUUUUUAUCAUACUAUACUUUGACAUUUAUUUCAUUCUAAAAUUUGAACUUUAUAUCAUACAUUACACAAUGACAUUUUUACCAUACAAUUCUGACAUUUUUUUCAAUAUAAAAUUUGAAUUUUUUAUCGUACUAUACUAUGACAUUUUUAUCAUUCCUUACUAUCAUAUUUUUAUCUUACCAUUGAGUUUUUCAUCUAUUUUUUUUAUCAUACUGUACUAUGACCUUUUACUAUACAAUACUGUGAUCUUCUUAUCAUACUAUACUAUAAUAUUUUUCUCAUACCAUACCAAUCCUAUUUUAAUCAUACAUUACUAUUAUUUUUUUUUCAAUGUUAUUUAUGAUUUUUUAAACAUACUACCUUAUUAUAUAUAUUUUUUCAUUACUACAAUCUGAUAUUUUUCAUGCUUUAAUAUGACAUUUUUAAUGUACUAUACUUUGACAAUUUUAGCAUAGUAUCCUAUAAAUUUCAACAUACUAUACAAUUACAAACUUCGAAAGAUUAACGAAAGUAUUUGGUUCUCAUGUCAUCCAGGAAUAACCAACAAUUGCUCAAAUGAAAUAAUACUAAGCCACCAGGAUGCUGAACUAACCUUGUUUUUGUGUGUUUCUCUCUCCAUAGGGACAUCUGAAGGUGAAAGGAGGAAUGCAGAUAAUAUCAAAGGCCUGAAGAGGAAAAAAAUUGUUGCAGAGAAUCGGCUGCAGAAAAUUCCAAAAUCUCCAGUGAAAAAGCCUCUGCAGUCGAAAACAUCUGAAGCUGAGCCCCUCAGGGCACCACCCGGGGAAACUGCACCUCCUUGUUGUCCUUCUUCCAACAGUCCCGCCCACAAUCCUCCAACAUCACCAAGUGGGAAAGGAGAUCCACAAUAUGUCCAACCAGUUGCAGCAUCCCCUUGCAAGGGGUCAUUUUCCACCAACACUGAAAAGCUGAAGCAGGAAGAAACAUCUUCUGGACUGCCAUCACUUGAUCCCCCUGAUGGUCGGGAGGGCUCUUUAAACGCUGCUAUAGAGUCUCAGCUCAAAGACGGCAAGAGCCCCAGCUUGGAGGGAGAUCCUUACCACAGCAGUGCUCCACUUGAUGUUCUACUUAAGGCCAUGGAGCCUGACUUCAGUACGCUGGCUGAGAGGAAAAACUCCUUGCAUGCCAUUGGAAAACCAGCCUCCACCCUUGAUGCUCAAUCUAGUGGUGAAUUAACAACAAUGCCAGCUGUUAAUGUUGGUCUCCGGACCCAACCACCCCAUAUGCAGACUUAUUACAUUGACAAACAAGGCAACGUUAUUGGCAUUGCUGCACCACUACAAGGAAAUGUGCAGACGUCUACACAGGGUACCCCCAUGCAGUCCUCUCAGCUUGCUUCACCUCAUUUUAUGCCUGUUGCGUCAAAUUCUGAAAAACCUAGCUUACACAUGAGCUUUGCUACUGGACCAUCCACCAUAACUCAUGCACCUGUUCCUUCAGGCCCCAAUGCCUUGCCACAAAGCCAACCACCAGUUGUGCACACAUGCCAGUCGCUCUCAGCAAGUGUUCCAAGUACCAUUCAGGUCCCAGUUACACCGGGCAGCAACCAAGUCCAAAUGACUACAGUAAUGAACUUUGGCGCUGAACAGGUUUACAAAGACCAAAAGCCUAAGAAGCCAGGAAAGUAUGUUUGUGAAUAUUGCAGCCGAGCAUGUGCAAAACCCAGUGUGCUGCUUAAACACAUAAGGUCUCACACAGGAGAAAGACCAUACCCCUGUGUUACCUGUGGCUUUUCUUUCAAAACAAAGAGUAACUUGUACAAGCACAAGAAAUCACAUGCUCAUGCUAUAAAACUUGGUUUAAUUGCACGAUCUGAAUCUGGAGGUGGAUCGCUAUCUCAAGAAUCUGACAAAGCUCUUGGUACACAUUCAGAGGCAGAGGAGAGUGGGGAGAGUGAUGAGGAAAGUAGCACAGCAGAUUUGGACCCUGACUCAUCACAGAGCAGUGUGGCAGCUUUGUCUGAAAAUAGUUUACAGAGCGCAGGUACAGCCCAAGUAAGCCAUGGGGAAACUGACUCAUUGGCUGUGUUUGAGUCAAACAAACUCACCCCUGGUCAGAGAGCUCAUGAGCCCAAAGUGACAGCUGCACUACCAAAAGUUGUUGUGUACCCUGUUAAUGUCUCACCUAUGAGGGCAGAUAGUCCAAGAGUUACAGGUACAGCACCUGAGCAAGCCGCUGCACAACGUCAAAGAGAGUUUCAGACUGCGAACUUGAGAUCCAGCAUCACAGUCCUGUCAUCUCUCAAAGAAGUGGAUGGUACAAAUGCCUCCCUAGAUACUGUGAGUGAGGACGAAGACCCACAGUGCAAGUCUCCAAUGUUAGGUGGACAUGCUCAGCUUCAGAGGCAACAAGCGACAGACUUCUCCCAGCAGCAACAGAUGAAGUGUCUGCUUAGUCCCCGAAGUUUAGGAAGCACAGAUUCCGGAUACUUCUCGCGAUCUGAAAGCGCUGACCAGGCAAUGAGUCCACCCAGUCCAUUUGUUAAGAUAACCCCUCCCAUAGAUAUUGACAUUGCCAAAAACAAUCCUCCUAACAUCCCUCCUAUGGUUGGAACAGUAAUGCACGUAGUAGCUGAGCAAAAGACCAGGGCCACAGAGGGGCAGAUGCGUCCACCAUUAGAAGCCAAAGCACUCUCUUUGGAAGAACGGAUUUCAAAGUUGAUAUCUGAUAAUGAGGCAGUGGUUGAUAAUAAGCAGCUGGACAGUGUGAAGCCAAGGAGGACUUCGCUGUCAAGGAGAGGGAGCAUAGAUUCCCCCAAGUCAUAUAUAUUCAAAGACUCUUUUCAGUUUGAUCUAAAACCAAUUGGAAGAAGGUCAAGUUCCAGCUCGGACAUCCCUAAGUCUCCAUUCACUCCCACAGAUAAAUCAAAGCCAGUAUUUCUUCUUUCUGUACCUUCCCAAUAUCCACCGAUGGAAUGUCUGCCAAUCACACGGAGUAAUUCAAUGCCUACCACGCCAGGACACUCAGCUCUUCCUCUCAAUGUCCCUCCACUUCCCCAUCCUUUGCGAAUUUGUCAGUCAUUUGAUGAAAAAAUUAGUUCAUUGAAUGACGAUGUAUUUUCAUCAGCGCCGUCAACCCCCAAUCCAGCAAUACAUUCCCGUACCUUAGUCAGACAAGCUGCAGUGGAGGACUCUUCUGCGAAUGAGGGCCACAGCCUUCAUACUGUUCGCUCCAUGGAUGAGGGCUAUCAUGGUCCGAGCAGUUCCACAGAGCAGAUGCAAAGAAGUAGAUCCUUUGAACACAGUCAGGACAGAAACCGAAAGCCACAACAGAAUAAAGGUACGAUGUAUGAGUGUGAAACAUGUCGUAACCGGUACAGAAAGUUGGAAAAUUUUGAAACUCACAAGAAAUUCUAUUGCUCCGAGCUUCAUGGUCCAAAAAACAAACCAGUCAACGUAAAAGAAACUGAUCAAGAUGUUUUUCACGUCAACAUACUGCAGCCCAUGGUUCCUCGAUCAACAAGUGGCCCGGGAACUUUUGAUCAGCAGACAUCAAUUAGAAAAAGAAGGAAAAUGAAAAGUGUUGGAGAUGAGGAUGACCAAUCUCCUACUGACACCAUUCCACCUUGCUCUGUAAGCUUUGAGCUACCAUCUGUACUUGCAAGUCAGACUUUCUCUCAGCAUAAUGUAAUAGUGGACAUACAGCCUAAAAACAACCAGUCAAAGCUACCUCAGAUUCAACUUGUAGCAAGAGGUCUUAAUACUUCAGAUUCCAGAUUGUCACCAAUACGAGAGACCCAGAUAAGCACUUCUACGAAGGGAGAACUGCAAAGGCAAGGCAGUGGCACUUCAGUCAUUAGACACACCAACUCUCUCAGCAGACCCAACUCAUUUGAGACAGAAUCGAUUGACAGGGCCUCUCCUGUUGAUGGUAUGGAGAAGGAUCCCCUCAACAAGCUCAAAAGCGAUGCAAAAGCAAAUGUCACCACUGACAGCUUUCAUGAAAAUAUAGCCAAACCCAAGAGUGCUGAAUAUGAAAAACAAAAAAAGGAACAAUGCUCUGAUGGAACAGUAGCAGCUGUCGGUGAAAACUCUACUCCUGUCCAUCAUUCUCGCCUGGUUCGUCAAAAUAACAUCCAAGUCCCAGAGAUUCUGGUCACAGAGGAGCCUGACAGAGAACACGAAACACAGACCUCAGAGCCAGUAGACAAGCCCACAGAUCAGUUCAACUGGCCUCAGAGGAGUGAGAGCUUAUCAAAGUUACCUGCAGAGAAACUUCCGCCCAAAAAGAAAAGAAUUCGCCUGGCUCAAAUGGACCACUCCUCUGGUGAAUCUAGUUUUGAGUCCAGCCUCUCAAGAAGCCUAAGCAGGGACAGUAGUCUCUCUCGGUGUUCAAGUGUCUCGGCAUCUUUUGAUAGAGAAGAACCGUCUAGAGCAGAGAGUCCUUCCAGAGGGGAGUGUGUCAAUAAAGUUCAAGAGCCUCAAUGUUUGCCAACGGCUUUCAACACACUUGGUGUUCCUGGAAUUAUGAGGCGUGCUGCAUCUGAGCAGAUCACCUGCACUCAACCAUCUGUUGAGAUUUCUUGUGACUAUCGUAGCAAGUCCUUUGACUGUGGCAAUGUGUCUCCAAGCAGAUCUUUGUCACCUGUUGGCCAUCCAAAAGGUGGACAAGCUGCCCAGGUACCGCUUAUUGAAAGGAGGCGGGGGCCAUUAGUUCGACAAAUGUCUUUAAAGAUCGGCCCAGAAAGUCAGCAACCUGUUCGGAAAGCUGUCAUACCUUUAGAUAAACCUUCCAUUGCAAAUGUUAGCUCUUUAACUCAAAGUAGAUGUCAGCAGAUUCACAUUGCCAACAGGCAAACCAUGGCUCAGCCUUUUAUUCUACAAACUGGAGACCCACCUUUGCAAAAGAAUGAGCAAAUUGUGCAAAGCAUUCAUUUAGGUAGCCCAACUCAGCAGCCCCAAGUCCAUGGCCUUCCACACCCUUGGCAUCAAACUUCAAGGGUUCAAAUAUGCCAAAAGGUACAACAACCGCUUAAUCAGAUCUUAGUUUGUCGCCAGAAUAUCCAAAACAAACCAGCUGACUCUGAGGAAAAGCAAAGUUUUGUGCCCAAAUACCAGCUAACAUCUCCCGCUCUGAGAGCAAGCCAAACAUUUACAUUUGCCAACACACAGGCAACUCAGAUUGCCCUGCCAGUUUUGACGAUACCUAUUGCCAACCCAGUUUUGAGUAUUUCGAAGUCUUCAGAUGUUCUGAAAAACGUCUAUGUUGCUCAACAAAAUCAACAAGCCUCUGACAUUAAGACACAUGCUGUUGUUGUGUCAGGUGAUCAGCAAAGGGACCUAUUUGAUCAGACACAAGCUGGUGCUAUACCAUUGCCACAAAUCCUCAUCACUCAUGAUCAAAUUCACCCUGCUCCCUCUGCAUCCAGUAAAGACAACCUUCCAUCCACUCACAGUGUAGAUAGCGAUACUCGAGCUGUACCCACCCCAAAGAUGGAUAGAACUCCAAAAGUCAGCACUCAUACCAGUUCAGAGGAGCGAGCGCCCUCUCUCGGGUCACUACAUUGCACACAGAAACUGGCCUCAGUAACUCUAUGCCCACAGCAGGAGCCCACGGCCUCAAGUAAAAGAAUGCUGUCACCUGCCAACAGUCUGGACAUCUACAUGGAAAAGCACCAAAAGCGAGCCAAAGAUGAGCAUGGUGUGGCUUGUUUAACUGAUGGGAGAUCUGUGAAUUAUCUUAACACCAAGAUGUCAGAGGUCACCCGACAAAGGAAGCUAACACUAGUCAGGCAGGUGUGCACAACUGAGCCGGUUGACAGUCCAAUAGAAACUGAAGCCCCACCACUGCCGCAGGUUAAAACUGAUGGAGAGAAUGAGCGAGAGGAUACUGAUGAUGUUAAACCUAUGUCACCUGACAGUACUGGACUGGAGAAAAACACAAGCACUGUAAUUCAUGAGGAAAUAAGACUUGCCCCUAAAACUACACCGUGUAGCCAGGCCACCGCUAUGCCAGCUGGUAGUUCUCUGAAACCACAAGAAAAAGUUGAGGAACAGAGAUGGUCCCCUGCCAAAUCUCCUAUCAGGCCCUCAAGUUUCCAUAGUGGUCAGGUGAAACUGACAACAUCUGUGUCUGUGGUGAACACAAAGGACAGUCAUCGCCUCUCUUUCCCAAGCCUGAAAACUGCCACCACUUUCACAUGGUGUUUCUUAAUGAAGAGGAAACCUAUUCAUGUUCAACAGAAUGACCUGAAGACUUCAGCGUAUGCCGCUUGGGCAGUUAGCCCCAACAACCCCAACCCACUUGGAUUGCCCACUAAGGUGGUCAUGUCUCUUUUUGACUCCAAACAGAGCUCUAAGAAAAUACACUACACAUCGGCCAUAAAGACAAGCGAGAAGUCGGAUAUCUUGUCCUAUUCGGGGAAGCUUAAAGAUGUGAUGCCAAGGGUAAGCACUUUGUUUAGUUUUGAAGUUUCUUUAAAAAUCUAGAUUUCUUAAUUCAAUUCAGUAAGGGCCUGUGUCCACUAAUGGUGUUUUUUGUGCUGUUUCUCACUGGUGCUAACUCUUAAAUGUUUACAAAUAUUGUGUCAGAGCACUUCUGCUUUCCUCAGAAGGGUUUCUAACUGCUCUGUUUGCUCAAUAUUUUCUUUUCUUGUUGAACAUUUCACAAAGCAAAUGGAAAUGAAACAUCUCUCUGCAUGGUACCUUUGAGAAAAACAAAUCGGGGUGUGUGAAACAAACUGCACGUAGUUUCAUCACCCCGUGGUUUAAAAAAACAAACAGACUGAUUCUUGAAGUUCUGCCUGUAAUUGAUUUAAGAUCAGGCACAGUUCUGUUUCAAAAGUUCAAACUAUUUUCAACCGAAAGCCUUCAGAGUGCAGCAACAAGAAACAGCUACAGUAAGGGUAUUUUUGCAUUUAGGCCAUUGAGCGCUGAAAACACUGACUUGCAUUGGUUUUGUAAAGAAAUUAGGGGCUUUCUGCACAAAAAAUGCUGUCAGGAAACACUGGCCUGAAGUAAUCUUCAUUCAUUCAUUCAUUACUUUUUUUUCCCAACAGGUGCCAAUAUCUCAGAAGUCUGUGUCAGUUGAAACCAGAAACAAAGUGCCACCAGAAACUCAGGCCAGCAUCGAGUCAGAUUUGGUAUCGAAAACCGAACCAAGACGGGUCAAAAUAUUCGAUGGCGGGUACGAUUCAAAGUUAUUUCUUCUUUCAUUUUUUCCAAUCUUGUUUUUAAUUUGUUUAUUACGUGUUUGCCCCCCUUUGUAUUAUGCAUCCCUCAUGGCUUUCUCUGCAAACCCACAGAUAUAAAUCUAAUGAGGAGUAUGUUUAUGUUCGUGGACGUGGACGUGGUAAAUACAUCUGUGAGGAAUGUGGGAUCCGCUGCAAGAAACCCAGCAUGCUGCGCAAACACAUCAGGACCCACUCAGAUGUCCGGCCGUACCACUGUGUCCACUGUAACUUCUCCUUCAAGACAAAAGGUCAGUAUAUCAACACUGUUUGGAAGUACAGUUUUAUCAAUACUGCAUUAAUAGUUUAAUAAAACAGAUGUUAGUUAUCCAAAAAACUCUCUUUAGUCUACUGUAAAUUGCUCUACGUGGCUAAAUACAUAUGUACUCACAUACUUUAUGUAGCUUUAGUUAAAGUAACUCUUUAAAAAAUAAACCUACACAAGCUGAUUGUAAAUGCAGCUGAACACAACAUGUACAUUACAAACUGUACUGUUCCAAGCAGCCUGGGAUUACUGCAGUACCCUUCUCCGUUCCUUGAGCGCUAUGAAAUUAAAGAUGUUUUUUUUUUUUCCACCAUGUCUUAAACCAAGACAGUAUGAUUCACCAUUCUUUAUCGAACUCGCCUACCCACACCACACUGCAGAACAGUACUUGGUGUCAGAGCAACCCACGUUCAUUUAAAAAUGUCUUCAUCAGUUACUCACCCUUUACGUACAGCUUGCCCAAAGACCGCAUUGUCUUACAUAAACUCCUGCGCUAUUGUUCAAAAGUCUACCCACCUAAAAGACCUUUUUUUGCGUUUCUCCUAACAGGGAAUCUGACAAAGCACAUGAAAUCGAAGGCUCACAGUAAGAAAUGCAUGGAGAUGGGAGUUCCUGAAGGUCUCAUUGAGGAUCAGGAUGCGGAAGACUCAGGUACAGUGCUUCACUGAGCAGCUUUAACGGAGGAAUCUUUGUGUGCAGUGAAGUCAGAGCUUAUCAAACUGAAUAAAUGUUUUCUGUGGAAAUUCAGAGGUCUGUUGACAGUACUCUGUUUUAAGCGCAGUAGUGCCUUGACAAAUAUAGGUCUUGUUUAACUCAUUUGCUUUGGUUUUAAACAAGAUUGCAAAUCUUUAAAUAGUUCUGUUAGUGGCCUGAGAUAUAAGACCCCGUUUGUUCCAGCUUGGGCUCUGUUGCUAUGUCGAUCAAUAGCUUUGCCACGGUCUAAUUAGAAAUUCUAAAUGCAGCUUCUUCCUCUGUUAACUCAAAGCUGAGUGGGCGGCAUGCACAGCGUUUAGAAAGAGGAAAUUGCUGCAUCUAAUUUUAGAAAAAAAAAAAAAAAAAAAGAGAGCGAAGCUGCCUGAAAGCAUUCUUUGGUCCCAGUCUCGAACAGCAUAUUUGUUUUACCUCCUCUGCUUGUGAUGGAGCUCAGGGGUGUACGGUGGCGUGGGGUGUGAAACGAUGCAGCAGCAACAAAGAACGUCACUGAAUUGCAUCCUUGGCUGUGAAUUCUCUCACUGUGGGAUAACAGAGGAUAUUUAAUGAAUGAAUGUUCCGUACUACCAAAGGGAGAAUCUAUUUUUAUUUCAGCUCGGAUGACUCAUAUGUUCCAGGGGUUACUAGAAAUAGAAAUAGACCUGCCUCUUACAUUUCUCUCUUCAACAGGAGACCGCAGUCAGGUGAGCAGUGCUGACCGUCAAGAUUCAGAUGGAGAUGACUCCGAUGGCCCUGACGAUGAGGAGAACGAUGACAACGAGGAGGAGGAAGAGGACAGCCAGGCAGAGUCCGGCCUGUCGACGAACCCUUCAGUCUCUGCCAGCCCGCAGCAUAUCCCUUGCAAGGAGGCCGAAGUCCCUCCCAGUGCCCUCCUAGCCCAGAUGUCUAUCAGCUCAGUCUCCCUAUCUCACUCCCAGCCUCCAGUUCCUGAAUCCCACACAUCAGAGUCAGAGUCCGUUCCCAUGAUGAGCCCCGUGUCCCUGAGCAAGCAGAUAUCCAUCUCUGCAUCUUGUUACAGCCAAAUGCCCCUCCCUUACUCUCCUCCACCUGUUGCCGCUACAUCCGAGUCCUACACCUCAGACUCAGAGUCAGUGCACAUGAUGAGCCCAGUGUCACCUUGCAGGCAGAUGUCCAUCGACUACCCUGACUUUGAUGUCCCCUCUAGUCCCCCAGUGCCAAGCAAGGGCUCCAAGCUAGGCCAGGUGAGACCCGUGUAUUCUCAUUGUGUCGCUAUUCACUCCUCCCUGCCUGCCUCCCUUCUUUCCUGUCCAUAUCCAUACAUAGAAUCCUGCAUGCGAGGCACAUCCACAAAGCUCCUGUGAAUGCUUUACAAAAAGGUGAAUGCUUCUGAAUUGAGCUAGCUGGAUUAUUAAAAAAACAAAACAUUUUAUCUAAAGCUCAUCACAUCUUCAAGAAUUAUCUUACAUUUAGGUCAAGGAAUGACACUGAAGAGUUUGUUUCUGUCUUUUCGCAGGACAUCUCCUCUUCUCCGCCUGCUGUGACUGCCAGUGAAACAGGAGUACCAGUAGACCGGGGGACUCAGACCUCCUCUUUUGCCUCUCAAGGUCCCCUGCACUUCCCCCCACAAGGUCUUUCCCAAACACAAGGAGCGCAGACCCACCUGUUCAGUCACCUGCCCUUGCACUCCCAGCAGCCUUCUCGCUCUUCUUACAGCAUGGUCCCAGUCGGGGGGAUCCAGCUGGUGCCCGCUGGCCUGGCAGCUUACUCCACCUUUGUACCAAUACAAGCCGGCCCCGUCCAACUCACCAUCCCGGCAGUGAGUGUCAUCCACAGAAACACAAGCCCCUUACCGGCUCCCAACAUGUCACCCCAACCAGAGGGAUUGCAAACCCAGCCCCUCGUGGUCCAAGAACCUCUCAGUAGUAUGGUACCCUGCUUUCCUUUAGGGCAGGUCACUGGCCUGCAGGCUCAAACAAUACAACCAGUAGGUUUGGAGACACUUAACCUCAUGGGGCUUACCAACACAGGCCUUGCAUCCACGCAGCUGCUCCCUCAGCAAGGGUUAACCCUCAACGCCACCCUUGGGCUUCAGGUUCUGGCUGCCAAUCCAACUUCGCAAAGCAGCACCGGCCCUCAGACGCAUGUCCCGGGUCUGCAGAUACUAAACAUCGCUCUGCCUGCCAUCAUUCCUUCUCUCAGCCCUCUCUCCACUUUGAGUCCUCUCCCCGGGUCCUCGGAGCGGCAGGGUAGCCCUGAAGCUGCAGGAGCACAGCCAUCCCAAAGCGAACAAGGGCUCGGUUCUUCACAGAGCUGCACGCCUGCCUCACCACCCACCCCUUCAAAGGUCAGCAGCUCACCGGAACCAACCUCAGGCAGCAGGGCGUGCGCGGCAGGUAACGGCGGAGCACAGUUCACACAGACUGCAGAAAGAGAAAGGGGUAAAUCCCCUCUGAAACAUCCAUCACCAGCUCCUGAGAGCCAAGAAGUUGCUGCUAAGGAGUCACCAGUGGAAGCAGCUCUUGAUCCUCCACAUCAGCGACCACAGCCGAUGACCAGCUGGCAGAAAGUUAACGAUGACUAUAACGAGGUGUCCAGUGAUGAUGAAGACAGACUGGUCAUUGCCACCUGAAAACCCCCAUGUGGAAAGUUUUUCUUGUUCUCUUUUUGUAAUUCUCGUCACUUUGUAAGACUGAAAAAACUUUUCAGGGGUUUGUGUCUUUACAAAUCACCUUUCAAAGCACAGAUGCUGACAUAUUGUACGUGCAAUCAUAUGACGAUUAUAACGAUGACCAAUUAUUUUAUUUUUACCUUUAUUGUCAGCUCCAGACAAUUUCUUUUCCUUUUUUUUUGUACAUGUUGUAUAGACGAUUGUGCCUUUAUGAAGUUUCUUGUUUAGGAACCUGUACAUAUUUCCUUCAAAGUUCAGUAGUUGCUUGUGUUUAUUUCAAAAAAGAGAAGUAAAAAGAGGCCUAACAAUGGAGGAUAUCAACCUUAUUUUGGAUUUGUCAUUCGUAAAUUUAUGGAAUUAUAAAUGUUGUACUGGUAUAUGUACAUUUCUAUGGAUUAUGGGGCAAUGUUUCUGUGUACAGAUGUUGUGUUCAACUAUUUAUUAUAAUCCAUCUAGUGCCCAUUCUGAUUCAUAAGUCCAUAGGUAUGUGCAUUAUGGUAGCUUUACAUUGCUGUAUCAAUAUUCUUAACUGUAUCAGUAAAAAUUUGUUUACAAACGUAA
Molecule: messenger RNA, 78785 nt
Organism: Xyrichtys novacula (pearly razorfish)
Lineage: Eukaryota; Metazoa; Chordata; Actinopteri; Labriformes; Labridae
Source: the annotation of a GenBank genome assembly